GUGACUGCAGCGGAGUGAAAGGAGGCAAGGUGAGUGUGAAACACACACACACCUAAUGACCUACUGUAGAAAACAACCAUAACAUGACAUAUUAUUUAAUUGUUUGAUUUGUAAUGACUCUUUUGUCUGUGUGCUAUCUGCAGGGUAAGAAGCGUUUGUAAUGACUGUGUGUUCUAUGUGUAAUGUUCUAUGUUUAAUGUUCUAUGUGUGAUGUUCUACGUGUAAUGUUCUAUGUGUGAUGUUCUACGUGUAAUCUUCUAUGUGUGAUGUUCUACCUGUGAUGUUCUACGUGUAAUGUUCUACGUGGAAUGUUCUAUGUUCUAUGUUCCACAGGGCGAGAGGGGUUUCCCAGGACUACAGGGUCAGCCAGGCGUACCAGGGUUCCCCGGACCUGAGGGGCCAAUCGGAGGCAGGGGAGAGAAGGUAGGGGCCGCUUCCUGGAUCUUGUUGUAGGAGCAACAGAACACCUGACCAUAUCUGGGAAUGAUGCACUUGAAAACGAAUCCUCUUCUCUCCCUCUCUCUCCCUCCUCUCCCCCUCUGUCUUUCUCUCUCACAGGGUAGUGACGGACCUUCAGGGCCAUCCGGUCCAAAAGGAAUUAGGGUGAGUGACCCAGAUUUAUUAACUUGACAAAGUCCCACACUUCUGUCUGUAAUAUUUCCACUUUCAGUGUACGCCAUCAAGGAGUGUAGUACUUUCCCCUGUCCAUCAGAGGUCCUUGUUUCACUCCAAGCAAAACAGAAGCUCCAUGCCUUAGUAUUGACAUAGCUGGUUCUGAAUUGAAUUGAAUGCAUCAUUACACAAAGUCAUCAUAACUUAUGUUAUUAAUUUAUCCUCCUUGUUAUUCCCACAGGGACCUCCUGGACUGCCCGGAUUCCCAGGAACACCAGGAAUUCCAGUAAGUUUCCAACCAUUCCCAGUUCUCAUCUAUUGUAGCGUACCUGUCUGCAUCCCUUCUGGUACAGAGAUGAGUCCCAAUUUUCCACCAUGCAAUUGCACACUUUCUCGCAUGCAUUUUUCUCCAGCCAUUUUUCUUACACUAACCCCAUGCUUUUACAUGAAUGACGGGGAGUGUGCAAGUGCACACUUCUGGAAAAGGGUGGAGAAUUGGGAUACUGCCAUGAUGGAACCUAUACUGAACUUUCUCUGGUUGUUGUUUUACAUUACCUGAUAUCCAGUAUGUCAUGUGACCUCACUUCCUGUCUGAUGUCUAACUUCCUGUUGUCCUCUGUGUGUUCUCCUCUAGGGUCUCCCAGGACAGGACGGGCCCCCGGGCCCAAGAGGAACUGCAGGCUGCAACGGGACUAAGGUAGGUUACUAUGGUUACUACUGACUGACAGCCAUUCAACUCUGUCGAGUCCUGAGAGAACUUGGGUUCUCCUGAAUCUGGACUGAAACUGGCAUACUGUUCUAUCACACCUGGCCACUAAAAGGCAGCAAAUAGGAAAAGUAACCUAUGGGCUGGAGACUGUUGAUGCAAAAUUAAAGGAUUGAUUAUGUCUCUUCUUAGGGUGAGAGAGGCUUCCCUGGAAGUCCAGGCUUCCCUGGACUGGAGGGCCGAUCGGUGAGUCACACACACACACACACUUCUCUGUCCUCUCAUACACCUACAUCCAGGUUUUCCCCCGGCCUCUUAAAUGCUGCAUAUUACUGAACAUUUUACUGACUCCACAUGAUGUAUUUUUGACUGUUGUUUGUAUGAUAUUGUUUAACCUAUUUGUGUGUUAUACGUGCUGCUCUCGCAUCAGGACAGGUCGUCAUUAUAAAUAAGAAUGUGUUCUUAAUUAACUUACCUGUAUGAAAUAUAAAUACACCUGUCCACUUUGUAAUUUCUCUGUGUGGAAACUUGGGAAAGGAAACGAAUGAGACUUUGAAAUGUAUUCCUUCUCUCUCUGCUCGUUUGCAGGGUCCACCUGGUUUUCCAGGACAAAAGGUUACUAUUCUUUCAACACUGUUCUUAACUGUUAUUAUCUUUCGAUCAAAUACUGUACAUUUACCAGGCCUAUCUGUCUGUGCUAGUAGUUAUAUUUCUGUAGCUAGGGCCUGUGUGAUGUGUUCCUUUCUAACCUCCUCCUGUUGUCCCUCUACAGGGAGAUCCAGGUGAUGUCAUCUCAAGUGACCGCUUUGGACAGACAGGAGGUGUAGGUCUACCUGGUGUGCCUGGAGUUCCUGUGAGUAUUCUAUAUAGAACCAUAUAACCACUUUGAACUUAACUGAUUUAAAAAAGGAUUAAAAAAAAGGAUCCUAUACGUCAGUCCUUACCCACCCUGCUGAUAAGGGUGGGUCGGUUGUACUCAUGGAUAGGACAGAUUGACAACUGCUUGACAACACCUUUUACAACAAACUCAGAAGUGACCCCACUUCCGAAUUUCAGAACACUUUUUUAUUGGAACAGACCACAGAACAGCUCCCCUCCUUUGUAAAGGACACCAGCAGUAUGAUCUAUAUUACUGAAUCUCUUGAUCCUCUCUCCCUGAUAAUACCUUGUUAGUUACUUUUGACGUUGAGUCGUUAUACACAAAAAGUUUCUAAAUGACUUCUUUAUUCAGACAAAGGGUACUGCUAUGGGGUCCCCUAUGGCUCCUAACUAUGCUAAUUUGUAUGUGGGUUAAAUGGAGAAACAGUCAAUUUUCAAUCCUUUCAAAAAUGUUUUCUUGCCUAACAUUAUUAUUUGGAAACGGUACGUUGAUGAUAUUUUUGUUCUAUGGAGAGGUGAUUCAAAACAGCUCCAGGCAUUCCAUGCUUUUCUUAACUCUUGUACUGAGCACCUGAGAUUUACUAUGCAAUCUGACACAAGUCAAAUUAGUUUCUUUGAUCUUCUGAUUUUGUGUGAGGAUAAUGUUCUAUACACUGAUCUUUACAGGAAACCUACUGAUCGUAACAGUUUGUUGAGGGCUGAUAGUUGUCACCCGCUUCCCUUGAAAAACAGUUUGCCCUACAGCCAAUUCUGUCGAAUCAAAAUAAUUUGUAAAAAAACAAUCAGAUUUCGACCGAAAUAUAGCUGAGACGCAAAGAAAAUUCAAGGAGAGGGGGUACAAAAAUGGUCAGAUUAAUACUGCCAUUGAGAAAAUUCUAAACAAAACGAGACAUGAUCUCUUUCAAGGAUAGUCUUGUAAAAAUAAGCAUUAUUGCGUUCUAACAACACGCUAUUCAAAAUGCUCUGAAUAAAUGAAGGGAAUUGUUUCAAAAACAUUGGCACAUUCUAAGAUCCGAUGACAGUAUCGGUAAUGUGUUUUCGGACCCUCCCUUGUUAGUAUUCCCGCUGGGCAGAAAUCUCAGAGAUCAAUUGGUAAACUCUGAUUUACCACCCCAAAAUAUCUCUGCACAACGUUUAUUUGCGCCUCUACCAGAUGGAAACUACAAGUGUAAUGGUUGCGCUCAAUGCAAUGGCACUUACAAAUAUAGAUCCUUCAAACACCCCCAAACAGGGAAACAGAUCCCAAUAAAAGGUGUUAUCACGUGUGCCACUAAGGCAGUUAUUUAUCUUAUAACUUGUCCUUGUGGUAAAAAUUAUGUGGGUAAAACAAAGCGUGAAUUAAAAGUACGAAUCUCGGAGCAUCGUAGCACCAUUAGGUGCAAAAACUCGACGUACCCAGUCGCAGUCCACUUUUUGGAAGCGAACCACUUGAUUUCGUCCCUACAUUAUAUCGGCAUCGAACAUGUCACCCUCCCUAGGUGACCUCGACAACUUAUUGUUAAAACGAGAGGCUGCCUGGAUCUUUAAUUUAAAGACCCUUGCUCCCUUCGGUCUCAACGUAAACUUUGAUUUGAAGCCAUUCUUGUAAUUAUUGUGAUUUUGCUAUUCAUUGUAAAUGUUUGUAUGCCUAUGUAGCCAAAUUGUAUUUAUGAUCGUAUGCUAUCCAUUCAUGUUUUUUGUCUUUUUUGUAUGUUAUGUUUAUCUGUGAAUUAACCAAUGAAAUCAGGCCACACCCGGCCAUGAUUACAGACACCUGUGUGUGUCCUUUGACACUAUAUAAACUAGUGACCCGCAGUGUUUGUCAUUAUACCCUGAUGAAGACAGCUUGUCUGUCGAAACGUUGGUUAUUAGGUUAUUAAAUUAUGGCAUCUGAGCUCCUAGUGUGAGACUCUCCUUUUCUUUUUCAAGUGUUCUACUCCAUUAGCCAGCACCUCGCCUAAAUAGGUGUGCAUUUCUUCCGCCUCCUAAGUAUUCUAUAUAGAACCAUAGAACCACUUUGAACUUAACUGAUAAAAAGAAGAAGGAAAAAAAAGGAAUUAGACUUUGUCAAGCGAUUUGUCUUAUCAAAUGGUAGGCUAAUGUAAUAUAUUGCUCAUAGUUGGAUGAUCAGAAUCAAUAAAACGAAUGGUAAAUGAUUAUGAGAGAUCCGUGGAGGCUGCUGAGGGGAGGACGUCUCAUAAUAAUGUCUGGAACGGAGCGGAUGGAAUAGCAUCAAACCACGUAUUUGAUCUAUUUGAUACCUUUCGACUCAUUCCGCUCCAGCCAUUACCACGAGCCCGUCCUCCCCAAUUAAGGUGCCACCAACCUCCUGUGUGAGAGAUGUCAUGUAAACCUUUCAACACAUUGCUUUGUGUGUAACGUUUGUGGUGUCUGUCUUGUUUCUAGGGUAACCCAGGCCCUGCAGGAUUGUCAGGUCCUGUCGGUCCACCUGGACCCAGAGGUUAUGAGGUACGCUGAUACAGGAGUUCUUCAACUUUUUCAGCUCGAGACCCAAAUGAGAUAAUGAACUUCCUCCCGUGACCCAAAUCGUCAACCAAUGACCUAAUUUAAGAAGAAAUAGUGUGGAAUUAUAGAUGUAUUCUCAUAACUUGUGACCUACCUUUCAUAUGCCCAGGGCACACUUUGGGUCCCAACCCAUAGUUUAAGAAAACCCUGAGGUACAGUUACACCCCAAAUCGUCUUAACUGCCACUUGUCCGAUAUGUUCUGAGGGACUUUAUACAGUCAAACUGGUCCCAGACCUGUUACAAACGUUAUGUGCUGAGGGACUUUACACAGUCAAACUGGUCCCAGAUCUGUUAAAAACAUUAUGUUCUGAGGGACAGUCAAACUGGCCUCAGACCUGUUGUGACAUCCAGUAGUGUGUUUGUGAUCUGAAGUCUCACAGAUCAAGAUAAGAACUUAUCCAAUGUAUUUUAGGGAAUAAUAAUGUUUUAUUGUACUAUCAAUAGUUAUACAGUAUACCGUGCGUUGUUAAAACAGUUGUGUGUGUUGUUGUUAAUAAUGUUUUGUGUGUUGUUAAUAAAGUGUUGUGUGUUGUUUUGUAGGGUCGUAGCGGGCCUCCUGGUCCUCCUGGUCCUAAGGUGAGUUGCUUUACACCCUGAAUCACACACACACACACACACACACACACACACACACACACACACACACACACACACACACACACACACACACACACACACACACACACACACACACACACACACACACACACACACACACACACACACACACACACACACACCCUGGGGCAGCAGGUAGCCUAGCGGUUAGAGCGACUAGGUGACUAGGUGAAAAAUCUGUCGAUCUGCCGUUGAGCAAGGCACUUAACCCUAAUUGCUCCAGGGUUGCUGUCAAUAAUGGCUGAUCUCUGGCCGUGACCCCACUCUCCGAGGGUGUCUCAGGGGGAGUGGGAUAUGCAAAAAUAUAUACUUUCCAUUCACACCACACACUAGUACAGGUUACACACUUGUACAUGUGUGAAACAGGACAAAUUGAAGCACCCCGUAUUUGACCUUUGACACACACACACACUGAUACUAAACUCUGGUCAAUUAUGUGUACCACACUCAGUUCAACUACUGUACACACACUUGCCCAUACACUCCUAAUGUACACUGCUCAAAAAAAUAAAGGGAACACUUAAACAACACAAUGUAACUCCAAGUUGAUUUCUGUGAAAUCAAACUGUCCACUUAGGAAGCAACACUGAUUGACAAUACAUUUCACAUGCUGUUGUGCAAAUGGAAUAGACAACAGGUGGAAAUUAUAGGCAAUUAGCAAGACACCCCCCAAUAAAGGAGUGGUUCUGCAGGUGAUGACCACAGACCACUUCUCAGUUCCUAUGCUUCCUGGCUGAUGUUUUGGUCACUUUUGAAUGCUGUCGGUGUUUUGGUCACUUUUGAAUGAGGGCCCGACGUCCACAGGUGGGGGUUGUGCUUACAGCCCAACCCCGAGCAGGACGUUUGGCAUUUACCAGAGAACACCAAGAUUGGCAAAUUCGCCACACCAAGAUUGGCAAAUUCGCCACUGGCGCCCUAUGCUCUUCACAGAUGAAAGCAGGUUCACACUGAGCACAUGUGACAGACGUGACAGAGUCUGGAGACGCCGUGGAGAACGUUCUGCUGCCUGCAACAUCCUUCAGCAUGACCGGUUUGGCGGUGGGUCAGUCAUGGUGUGGGGUGGCAUUUCUUUGGGGGGCCGCACAGCCCUCCAUGUGCUCGCCAGAGGUAGCCUGACUGCCAUUAGGUACCGAGAUGAGAUCCUCAGACCCCUUGUGAGACCAUAUGCUGGUGCGGUUGGCCCUGGGUUCCUCCUAAUGCAAGACAAUGCUAGACCUCAUGUGGCUGGAGUGUGUCAGCAGUUCCUGCAAGAGGAAGGCAUUGAUGCGAUGGACCGCCCGUUCCCCAGACCUGAAUCCAAUUGAGCACAUCUGGGACAUCAUGUCUCGCUCCAUCCACCAACGCCACAUUGCACCACAGACUGUCCAGGAGUUGGCGGAUGCUUUAGCCCAGGUCUGGGAGGAGAUCCCUCAGGAGACCAUCCGCCACCUCAUCAGGAGCAUGCCCAGGCGUUGUAGGGAGGUCAUACAGGCACGUGGAGGCCACACACAAUACUGAGCCUCAUUUUGACUUAUUUUAAGGACAUUACAUAAAAGUUGGAUCAGCCUGGUAGUGUGGUUUUCCACUUUAAUUUUGAGUGUGACUCCAAAUCCAGACCUCCAUGGGUUGAUACAUUUGAUUUCCAUUGAUAAUUUUUGUGUGAUUUUGUUGUCAGCACGUUCAACUAUGUAAAGAAAAAAGUAUUUAAAAAGAUUAUUUCAUUCAUUCAGAUCUAGGAUGUGUUGUUUAAGUGUUCCCUUUAUUGUUUUGAGCAGUGUAUAUUACUGUAUUGUACAUAAUUAUACCUGCAGUCUUUAAGUAAAGUGAUACAGAAUACAGUAAUACAUGUUAUUAAUAUUAUAUUAUAUUAUAUUAAUAUAUUACAUGUGUUUGUCUUGUUAUUCUUCUACUAUAGGGUAACAUGGGGUUGAACUUCCAAGGUCCAAAAGGAGAUAAGGUGGGGUCAGCAAGAGAAAGACUGUCAUCAAUGGGUGGUAACGAUUUGCACUACUGAAUACUGAUGAGUUUGUGUGUGUGUGUGUGUGUGGGUGGGUGUAGGGUGAUCCAGGUCUGCGGGGGCCUCCCGGUCCACCAGGACAGGUCGGGGAGCAGAAGAGACCCUCAGAGUUAGAAAUCCAGAGAGGAGAGAAGGUAAUGUCCUACAUUUCACGUUUUCCCUGAUUAUUCAGGAAUUCCUACCGUUGUUUUUACCUCAGAAACUCCAUGGAUUUACAUAGAAUCACUGAAUUAUUAGGAUCUCUAUAAAGUUAGUAUCAUCUGCAUCAUCAUUCAAAAUGGACCAGUAUACAUUUUCCCCUUUCUCAUUUUUUAAAUUGUCAUUUGUAGAUCUUGUAGAACAUCAAUAGUGGUUUAGUCGUUUCUGUUAUGACAUGUAAUGUAAACUGCCAGCCAUGAGUGUGCUCCUGUUUGGCUGUAACUGGACGCAGGUUUAUGUUUAUUGGGACGAGUCUUGUCCUGGAGGCAAAACUGAGCGAUUUCCGCUAUGGGCCAGCUGCAAAGUCAAAAUUGGCUAUAUUGUAAAGAUGAAUGGAAACGAAACUGAGCUUUUUGGUCUUAAUUUAAGGUUAGGGUAACUGGACUGGCCCUAGUGUUCUAUCAUGUUUCACAACCCGGUGACAGCACCACCUUGCCUUUUAGUUUCCUGUAAUUGCAACUCUCAUAAUGACCACUAGAUGGUGGCACUCAGCCUCUUUAUAAGAACUUCCAUUGCCCUAUAUUACUGGGUAGUCCAACUUGAUAUACCCCUCAAUCGCUUAGCAUUUAAUUGUGAAAGGUAUUGAUUUCUUUUAAAAUAUCAGAUUUUAAACCUUUUGACAUGAUGUCUACAUUCUUAACUAUUCAUGAAAACUGAAUUAACAAUAUGUUAUGGAUUUUACAAUUUGUUGUUGUUAUUUCCUUAUUUGUUUCCAGGGUGAUCAAGGUUUACCUGGUCCAGCUGGUGAUCUUGGUUAUCCUGGACCCCCUGUGAGUAUCACUCACUAUCCAUCAUACGAUACAGUAUAUCUCACAGGAGUGUGGUGGCACCUUAAUUGGUGAGGACGGGCUCGUGGUAAUGACUAGAGCAGAAUAGGUGGAAUGCAAUCAAAUACAUCAAACACAUAGUUUCCAUGUGUUUGAUGCCAUUCCAUUUACUCCGUUCCAGCCAUUAUUAUGAGCCAUCCUCCCAUCAGCAGCCUCCACUGGUAUAUCUAUGUUUUCACUCACCUAUAAUACUAUAUAGAGUGCAUAUCAUAAGUAAUCAUCCCCUUUGGAUUUCUUCACAUAUUAUAGUGUUACAAAGUGAUAUUAAAAUGGAUUUAAUUGUUAUUUUUCUGUCAACAAUCCCCCCCCCCCCCAAAAAAAGAAUACAGUGUAGAGCACGGCGCUUGUAACGCCAAGGUAGUGGGUUCGAUCCCCGGGACCACCCAUACACAAAAAUGUAUGCACGCAUGACUGUAAGUCGCUUUGGAUAAAAGCGUCUGCUAAAUGGCAUAUUAUUAUUAUUAUUAUUAUUAUAUUAUUAAGUAUUCACCCUCCUGAGUCAAUACAUGUUAUAAACACCUUUGGCAGCGAUUACAGCUGUGAGUCUUUUUGGGUAAGUCUAUUACGGCUUUGCAAACCUGGAUUGUGCAAUAUUUGGCCAUUAUUAUUAUUGCCCAUUAUAUGUCAAGUUGGUUGUUGAUCAUUGCUAGACAUCCAUUUUCAAGUCUCGCUAUAGAUUUUCAAGCAGAUUUAAGUCAAACUGUAACUUGGCCACUCAGGAACAUUUACUGUCUUUGUGAUAAGCAACUGCAGUGUAGAUUUGGCCUUGUGUUUUAGGUUAUUGUCUUGCUGAAAGGUGAAUUUGUCUACCAGUGUCUGGUGGAAAGCAAACGGAACCUCUAUGAUUUUGCCUGUGGUUAGCUCCGUUCUGUUUCUUUCUAUCCUGAAAAACUCCCUGGUCCUUGCCGAUGACAAGCAUACCCAUAGCAUGAUGCAGUCACCAUCAUGCUUUAAAAUAUGGAGAGUGGUACUUGGUCAUGUGUUGUGUUGGAUAUGCACCAAACAUAAGACUGUAUUCAGGACAAAAAGUUCAUUCCUUUGACACAUUUUCUGCAGUGUUACUUGUUUAGUGCCUUGUUGCAAAAAGGAUGCAUGUUUUGGAAUAUUUUUAUUCCGUACAUGCUUCCUUUUUUUCACUCUGUCAUUUAGGUUAGUAUUGUGGAGUAACUACAAUGCUGUUGAUCCAUCCUCAGUUUUCUCCUAUCACAGCCUUUAAACUCUGUAACUUUUUUUAAGUCACCAUUGGCCUCGUGGUGAAAUCUCUGAGCGGUUUCCUUCCUCUCUGGCAACUGAGUUAGGAAGGACUGGGUGCUAUUGAUACACCAUUUAAGGUCUAAUUAAUAACUUACCAUGCUAAAAUGGAUAUUCAGUGUCUGCUUUUUUUUUUACCCAUCUACCAAUCGGUGCCCUUCUUUGUGAGGCAUUGGAAAAGCCCCCUGGUCUUUGUGGUUGAAUCUGUGCUUGAAAUACACUACUCGACAUUACAGAUAAUUGCAUGUGUGGGUUACAGAGAUGAUCAUUAUUAUAUGAUUUCUUAAGCAAAUUCUGACUCCUGAACUUAUUUAGGAUUGUCAUAAAAAGGGGGUGAAUACUUAUAUAACCAAGACAUUUUAUCUAGUAUAUUUUUAUUUCUUUAUAGAAUUUUCUUUUCACUUUGACAUUAUGAGGUGUUUUAUGUAGAUCAUUGUACAUUUUUUCCCACAAUUAUCCAUUUCAAUCACACUGUGUAACGCAAAAAAAAUUGAAAAAAUCCAAGGGGGGUGAAUACUUACAGUAUGAUAUGCACUGUAUCUAUGUUUCACUAAGUAUCUAUACCACUCUAUAUCUAUGUUUUCACCCAGUAUCUAUCAUACUAUCUAAGUUUUCACUCAGUAUCUAUAAUACUAUAUUUCAGUUUUCACAAACUAUCUAUCAUACUAUCUACAAAAGUAUGUGGACAUGCCUUCAAAUUAGUGGAUUUGGCUAUUUCAGCCACACCUGUUGCUGAUAGGUGUAUAAAAUCGAGCAGACAGCCAUGCAAUCUCCAUAGACAAACAUUGGCAGUAGAAUGGCCCAUACUGAAGUGCACAGUGACUUUCAACGUGGCACCGUCAUAGGAUGCCACCUUUCCAACAAGUCAGUUUGUCCAAUUUCUGCCCUGCUAGAGCUGCACCAGUCAACUCUAAGUGCUGUUAUUGUGAAGUAGAAAUGUCUAGGAGCAACAACACCUCAGCCGCAAAGUGGUAGGCCACACAAGCUCACAGAACGGGACAACCGAGUGCUUAAGCAUCUGUCCUCGGUUGCAACACUCACUACCAAGUUCCAAACUGCCUCUGGAAGCAACGUCAGCACAAUAACUGUUUGAGGGGAGCUUCAUGAAAUGGGUUUCCUUGGCCGAGCAGCCGCACACAAGCCUAAGAUCACCAUGCUCAAUGCCAAGCGUCGGCUGGAGUGGUGUAAAGCUCGCCACCAUUGGAGUCUGGAGCAGUGGAAACGCGUUCUCUGGAGUGAUGAAUAACGCAUCACCAUCUGGCAGUCCGACGGACUAAUCUGGGUUUGGUGGAUGCCAGGAGAACGCUACCUGCCCGAAUGCAUAGUGCCAAAUGUAAUGUUUGGUGGGGGAGGAAUAAUGGUCUGGGGCUGUUUUUCAUGGUUCUGGCAAGGCCCCUUAGUUCCAGUAAAGGGAAAUCUUAACACUACAGCAUACAAUUACAUUCUAGACGAUUCUGUGCUUCCAACGUUGUGGCAACAGUUUGGGGAAGGCCCUUUCCUGUUUCAGCAUGACAAUGCCCCCGUGCACAAAGCGAGGUCCAUACAGAAAUGGUUUGUCGAGAUCGGUGUGGAAGAACUUGACUGGCCUGCACAGAGCCCUGACCUUAACCCCAUCGAACACCUUUGGGAUGAAUUGGAAAGCCGACUGCGAGCCAGGCCUAAUCGCCCAACAUCAGUGCCCAACCUCACUAAUGCUCUUGUGGCUGAAUGGGAGCAAGUCCCUGCAGCAAUGUUCCAACAUCGAGUGGAAAGCCUUCCCAGAAGAGUGGAGGCUGUUAUAGCAGCAAAGGGGGGACCAACUCCAUAUUAAUGCCCAUGAUUUUGGAAUGAGAUGUUCGACGAGCAGCUGUCCACAUACCUUUGGCCAUGUAGUGUAUCUACGUGCCCUAUACACCUGCAAAAUACUGUAUAUUUUGUGACACAUUUUAAAAAAAAUCAUGUUCUCUGGUCAGUGGACUAGGCAUCUGAAUAAUGCAAGACACUAUAAUAACAAAUCAAUCAAACCAAUCAAUCUAUAGUAGUGUGUGUAUGAUAACUGUCUGAUGUUGGGUUUGCAGGGUGUAUCUGGAGGUUCGAAGGGAGCGAAAGGAGAGCCUGGAGAAGCAGGCAAACGGGGCAAACCAGGGAAAGAUGGCGACCCAGGUCCUGCUGGAUUCCCUGUGAGUUCUACCCACAGAACUAGAAUGAUUCUAUACAUUCUAUUUCUAUGGUUCUUAUAGACAGCUGUCUGUAUCUCUUUUCUGUAUAUCUUUUUGCAUGUCUGACAAGGCCACUUGUAUUACUGAUACAGUGUUAUUUGGGUUGUUAAUUGGAUUCGUUCUGACAUGUAUUUAUUGAUUUGUAUUAUUUGUGUACUUGUUUGACAUUUUACUGAACUGUUAAGAGCUAGUAACACAAGGAUUUCGCUGCACCCAUUAUAACAUCUGCUAACUGUUACAACUCUACGCAACCAAUAAACUUUGAUUUGAUUUGGUAAAGCGAAGUGAGAUAAUGACAUUCUGAGAUAAUGACUCUCUCGCUUUCUCUCUUUCUGUCUCUCUCUCUUUUUCUCUCUCUUUCUUUCUCUCUCUCUCUCUCUCUCUCUCGCGAGCUCUCUCUCUCUCCCUGUCUCGCUACCUCACUCACUCGCUCGCUCUCUCUCUAUCGCUCUCUCUCCAUGUUUCUUUCUCUCCAUGUUUCUCUCUCUCUCGCUCUCAUUUUAAUUCAAAGGGCACUAUUGGCAUGGGAAACAAAUAGACAGAUACAAAUAGAUAAUAAAGAAAAGUGAAAUAAACAAUCAGAAAUUAACAGUAAGCAUUACACUCACAAAAAUUUCAAAGGAAUAGAGACAUUUCAAAUGUCAUUCUCUCUCUCUCUCUCUCUCUCUCUCUCUCUCUCUCUCUCUCUCUCUCUCUCUCUCUCUCUCUCUCUCUCUCUCUCUCUCUCUCUCUCUCAGGGUAGUAAAGGAGAACAAGGCGGUCCAGGUCUGCCAGGUCGGGAUGGUGACAUGGUGAGUUUGGCCUCUGAUGCUAUUUUACAAAUACAAUAAACUAGAUCUACAAAUACAUAAACUGUUGGGGGCGGCAGUAGCCUGGUGGGUAGGAGCGUUGGGCCAGUAACUGAAAGGUUGCUGGAUCGAAUCCCAGAGUUGACAAGGUAAAAUGUGUAUUUCUGCCCCUGAGCAAAGCAGUUAAUCCCCAACAACAACUGCCCCCCGGGCGCCAAUGACGUGGAUGUUGAUUAUGGCAGCCCCCCCACACCUCUCUGAUUCAGAAGGGUUGGGUUAAAUGUGGAAGAUACAUUUUAGUUGAAUGCAUUCAGUUAUACAACAAUUGUCCUCCUCCAUCUCUUCUCUCACUUAUCCCAUCCAUCUCUCUCACUCUCUAUCUGUUUCUCUCUCAGGGGGACAAAGGUGACCGUGGAUACCCUGGACCUCCAGGCGUGGUGAGAAAUCAAACUAUCUAUUUAUCUAUUCAUUCAGUUGUAUUACAAUCAUCAUUCUCGUAUGUCAUUCUUUGUGGGCCAAUGGUUGCCUCCCGUAGUUUUAGACAUUGUCCAUUAGAUGGCAAUAUAACCCUGACAGUUGCAAUGUAACCUACUCUAGCCCCUGCAUCCUGUAAUAUUUCACUGUAACCACCAGAUGGCAAUAGUAACCUUUCUAUCCCAUUACUCUACCAGGUGAUUAAUGGUCAGACAGGGGCACGUGUGGGGCCGAAAGGAGAGCCUGGUUUCCCGGGGUCAUCAGGAAGGAAAGGAGACAGAGGACAACCUGGUACGUACUCUACCCAACAGGAGAUAGGACUUGAUUUGUAUUGGACACAUGCUGUAAAGAGUGCAGUCUCCUGGGUCUUCAACGAAAUGAGAGCCUUUUGCGUUCCUUUGAUAUUUUAAGUAGAAAUUGUGCACCAAUAUUGAAUUUUAAAAGCCUGUUAUAGUAAAUGAAGUGUCCUUUGAUAUAGACCACAUGGAGAAUUCAAUACAUCUGAUUUGUAUAAUUAAUAAAGUCUUGCUAAAGUGCCAAAAUUCAGCAUUUUUACAUGUCCCACUGUGGUUUUUUUUUUUUACAUGUCCCACCAUUUUUACAUGUCCCACCAACACUGUGUUACUUCUAGGAAGAUUUAAACCCACCUAAACCCACCAUCACUGUAAAGCCUAGUUAUUUUGUUGCUUUGACAAAGUCAUUUCCAAAGAUUAUUAUUUAUUUCAAGUGAUUAGUGAUUCAUUUACAUCUGUCCCUCAUUUAAAGGUGAAUAUUCCUUAAAAAAAAAAAAAUAUAUAUAUAUAUAUAUAUAUAUUGAACAUCUAAGUCAAAUCAUAGAGUAAAAGCAGGUGAGCUGGUUCUUUUUGGCUAUUUUCUGGUGUUUUGUGGUGGAAAACUGAGUGGGUCGAGCUUAACACGUCAACCCAUAAAUAGAUAGGGUAGAAACGUUUUGAACUAUCUCGUUAUUCCCAUCUCUUGGGAUGGGAAAAUGUUUUUUUUUUAAAUGAAGUUGAACAUAUGCUCUUUAUGACAAAAUAUUAAAAUGUGUUUGUUUUUUACCAAGUGACACUUCUCAAAAGGCACGGAAUUGGUUUAACGACCCGCCUUAUUCAUAAAGCGUCUCAGAGCUGAUCCAGUAUUAGUUUUAGAUGUUUAGAUCAUAAGGAAUAAGAUUAUAUGAACACAGAGGACCUAGUCCUAGAUCAGCACUACUACUUUAAGAGGCUUGGUGAAUACAGAGCCUAACCUAGUUUUCAUGGUGACCUUUCCCCUUUGACCCUGUCCUCCCCAGGUCUCUCGGGUCCUCCAGGCCAACCAGGAACCCCAGGUACCGGAGGUGUAGGCCAACCCGGUUCCCCAGGCUUCCCAGGAGAGAGGGGCCAGAAGGGAGACGAGGGCCAGCCAGGCAUCUCCCUCCCUGGGCCCCCAGGACGAAGUGGGGCCCCUGGGCUUCAGGGACCACCAGGCCUUCCCGGGCCCGCAGGGGACUCCACAAGGGGUGAUAACUGUUUAGGAGGGGCCCCCGGGUUACCAGGACAACAAGGAGACAGAGGGUUUCAAGGAGAGACCGGACAGAAAGGUGUGUUCUCUGUUGUACACUUCCAGAGUAUUGUCAUGAGAGAGAGGUGUUAUGUACAGUAUUGUGUUACGGUAGUGUGGCUAAUAAUGAACAAACAAAUGUAUCAUUGAAAUGAUCCCAACUGGCUUCUAUGUCUGUUACUUACUUGUCUGUCUCUCUCAGGUGACAAGGGAGAAACCUGCGUGAACUGUUUCUCCCGUGGGAACACCGUCCCUGGAGCACCAGGCCCUCCCGGACCUCCCGGGUUCCCAGGUAAGACUGCACUCCUCUCACCUGGUCACCUAUCGCCCUACCUGUUUUUUUUAUAUCCCCACCUGGUAGGGAAUAAGACCGAUUAGAGAGGAGAAAACACACACCUGAUUUGGCAAUGUGCAGGCCACCGUAACACAAUACUGUACACAACACCUCUCUCUCAUCCUUCUCUGCUCCCUCUCUCCUCUCUCCACCCUCUCUGCUCCCUCUCUCCUCUCUCCACCCUCUCUGCUCCCUCUCUCCUCUCUCCACCCUCUCUCAGGUGGACCAGGAGUACCAGGGGCUAAAGGUGAUAGAGGAUAUCCAGGUGGCCCAGGGCUGUCAGGUUCUUCUGUAAGUACUUCCUGUUUGUCACUUCCUGGCUUGAAACUGGUUUGAAGCUCUGUCUACACAACUUCAUAGUAACCUACAUACAGACUUACUCGGAGCUGGUUUCCCAGACACCGAUUAAACCUAGUUCUGGACUACUAAACAAGAAUCUCCAUUGAAAAUGCUUUUUAAUCCAGGAUUUGGUUUAAUUUGUAUCGGCGAAACCGCCCCUUAGAGUCUAGAGUAGCCUUGAUGGAGUAACUAAAUGGCCCCUUCAUCUCUCUCACCUCCAUCCUUCCAUCUCUCUCCAUUCUUCAAUCUCUCGCUCCUCCUUCCCCCCUCCCCAGGGUCCGCCUGGUCCCCAGGGUGCGCCUGGUUUCCCAGGAGAGAAGGGUGACCCAGGUGAGACUAUCGCUGGGGACGGGGUCAGGGGCGACAAGGGAGACACAGGGUUCCCCGGACCCCCUGGCUUGCCUGGCCUGGAUGGAGGACCUGGUCGCAAUGGAGUUCCUGGACCUCCUGGAGCCAAAGGAACAUCUGUGAGUAGUAAAGUGUCCAUCUCUCUCCUUCCCUCCAUUUAUCUAUUCAUAUAUUUAUUCAUCCGUCCCAUCCAUAACCUCAUCCUUUCCUCUCUCCACUCAUCCCAUCCAACCUUAUCUUCUUUCUAUCUAUCCCUCCUGCUCUCCAUCCCUCCCUACCUUCCUCCACCCAUCUAUCCAUCCAUCCAUCCAUCCCACCCAACCCUUCAUGUCUCCCUCCAUCCCUCUAUUCAUCCCUCCCUCCCUCCCUUCAUCCAUCCAUCCAUCCAUCCAUCCCAUCCAACUGUUCCUCUCGCCCUCCAUCCAUCCAUCCCUUCACCUUUCCUCUUUCCCUCCAUCCAUACCUCCAUCUACAGUGAGGGAAAAAGGUAUUUGAUCCCCUGCUGAUUUUGUACGUUUGCCCACUGACAAAGAAAUGAUCAGUCUAUAAUUUUAAUGGUAGGUUUAUUUGAACAGUGAGAGACAGAUUAACAACAAAAAAAUCCAGAAAAACGCAUGUCAAAAAUGUUAUAAAUUGAUUAGCAUUUUAAUGAGGGAAAUAAGUAUUUGACCCCCUCUCAAUCAGAAAGAUUUCUGGCUCCCAGGUGUCUUUUAUACAGGUAACGAGCUGAGAUUAGGAGCACACUCUUAAAGGGAGUGCUCCUAAUCUCAGUUUAUUACCUGUAUAAAAGACACCUGUCCACAGAAACAAUCAAUCAAUCAGAUUCCAAACUCUCCACCAUGGCCAAGACCAAAGAGCUCUCCAAGGAUGUCAGGGACAAGAUUGUAGACCUACACAAGGCUGGAAUGGGCUACAAGACCAUCGCCAAGCAGCUUGGUGAGAAGGUGACAACAGUUGGUGCGAUUAUUCGCAAAUGGAAGAAACACAAAAGAACUGUCAAUCUCCCUCGGCCUGGGGCUCCAUGCAAGAUCUCACCUCGUGGAGUUGCAAUAAUCAUGAGAACGGUGAGGAAUCAGCCCAGAACUACACGGGAGGAUCUUGUCAAUGAUCUCAAGACAGCUGGGACCAUAGUCAUCAAGAAAACAAUUGGUAACACACUAUGCCGUGAAGGACUGAAAUCCUGCAGCGCCCGCAAGGUCCCCCUGCUCAAGAAAGCACAUAUACAGGCCCGUCUGAAGUUUGCCAAUGAACAUCUGAAUGAUUCAGAGGAGAACUGGGUGAAAGUGUUGUGGUCAGAUGAGACCAAAAUCGAGCUCUUUGCCAUCAACUCAACUCGCCGUGUUUGGAGGAGGAGGAAUGCUGCCUAUGAUCCCAAGAACACAAUCCCCACCGUCAAACAUGGAGGUGGAAACAUUAUGCUUUGGGGGUGUUUUUCUGCUAAGGGGACAGGACAACUUCACCGCAUCAAAGGGAUGAUGGACGGGGCCAUGUACCGUCAAAUCUUGGGUGAGAACCUCCUUCCCCCCGCCAGGGCAUUGAAAAUGGGUCGUGGAUGGGUAUUCCAGCAUGACAAUGACCCAAAACACACAGCCAAGGCAACAAAGGAGUGGCUCAAGAAGAAGCACAUUAAGGUCCUGGAGUGGCCUAGCCAGUCUCCAGACCUUAAUCCCAUAGAAAAUCUGUGGAGGGAGGUGAAGGUUCGAGUUGCCAAACGUCAGCCUCGAAACCUUAAUGACUUGGAGAAGAUCAGCAAAGAGGAGUGGGACAAAAUCCCUCCUGAGAUGUGUGCAAACCUGGUGGCCAACUGAGCUCCCGAGUGGCGCAGCGGUCUAAGGCACUGCAUCUCAGUGCUUGAGGCAUCACUACAGACCCCCGGUUCGAUUUCAGGCUGUAUCACAACCGGCCGUGAUUGGGAGUCCCAUAGGGCGGCGCACAAUUGGCACAGCGUCGUCCGGGUUUGGCCGGUGUAGGCCGUCAUUGUAAAUAAGAAUUUGUUCUUAACUGACUUGCCUAGUUAAAUAAAGGUAAAAUAAAAAAUUAAAAACUACAAGAAACGUCUGACCUCUGUGAUUGCCAGCAAGGGUUUUGCCACCAAGUACUAAGUCAUGUUUUGCAGAGGGGUCAAAUACUUAUUUCUGUCACGAUCGUCGGGAACAGAGGACCAAGGCGCAGCGUUGAAGGCAAACAUACUUCUUUAUUAGUGAUUUCACGAACAAAACAACAAACGAUAACGUGACGUCCACAGUCUAACACAAACCACACUGGAACAAGAUCCCACAACCACUGUGGGAAAACAGCCUGUCUAUAUGUGGUUCCCAAUCAGAGACAACCAGCAACAGCUGACACUCGUUGCCUCUGAUUGAGAACCACACUGGCCAACAUAGAAAUACUUAAACUAGAAUGGACACAACGAGCACAAAACAUAAAGAACACUCACACCCUGGCUCAAUAUACCAGCGUACCCAGAGCCAGGGCGUGACAGUACCCCCCCCCAAAGGCGCGGACUCCGACCGCGCCAACAGAACACCACAGGGGAGGGACCGCCUUGGCGGCGGAUCCGGCUCUGGGCAUGAUCCCCACUCCCUCUCUAACCCCCCACAGUACCCCUGGUCCGGUCUGGCCCUGUUGGCCGGAGCUGGACUAAACACUGGUGGAGCGGAUUGCUCUAGCUCCGACGUGGAGCAGCUGACCGGUACCGGACCAGGCACCGGUGGAACAGGCACGGGCUGUGCCAGACUGACGACGCACACCACUGGCUUGGUGUGGGGAGCAGGAACAGGCCGAGCCGGGCUGACGAAGCGCACCACUGACUUGGUGCGGAGAGCAGGAAUGGACCGGGCCGGGCUGGCGACGCGCACCACUGACUUGGUGCGGGGGGCAGGAACAGGCCGGGCCGGGCUGACGACGCGCACCAUAGGCUUGGUGCGGGGAGCAGGAACAGGCCGGACCGGGCUGGCGACGCGCACCAUAGGCUUGGUGCGGGGAGCAGGAACAGGAGCAGGAACAGGCCGGACCGGGCUGGCGACGCGCACCACAGGCUCGAUGCGGGGAGCAGGAACAGGCCGGACCGGGCUGGCGACGCGCACCACAGGCUCGAUGCGAGGAACAGGAACAGGCCGGACCGUAAUGGGGACACACACCACUGGCCCUACGCGGGGAUCAGGAACGGGCCGGACCGGACUGGUAACACACCCCAGUACCGCUCGCCGUGCCUCUACACUUUCCUUCCCCUUUGUGACCAGUGGCCCCCGUAACCUGGCGGCCUCCUCUGCCAACCCGCUGGACCGCUAUAUCGCGGCCUCCUGCUGCCCCGUCGUCCACGGCGUGAGCCCCCCCCUAAAAAAAUUCUGGGCUUGUCUCUCCCCCGUGGACCAGGCCUCCAUGGUUCUCGCCCACCUUUCGCCCUUCUGCUUCCAAGUCAAGCCCCUCUCUUCCUCACACGGCUUGACCCAGUCGAGGAGGCGAAGGAGAUCCGCUAGAGAUCUCCCUGGCGAUGGCUCCUGGACACACUGCUUGGUCCAGUCUUGGUGGGAUCUUCUGUCACGAUCAUCGGGAACAGAGGACCAAGGCGCAGCGUUGAAGGCAAACAUACUUCUUUAUUAGUGAUUUCACGAACAAAACAACAAACGAUAACGUGACGUCCACGGUCUAACACAAACCACACUGGAACAAGAUCCCACAACCACUGUGGGAAAACAGCCUGUCUAAAUGUGGUUCCCAAUCAGAGACAACCAGCAACAGCUGACACUCGUUGCCUCUGAUUGAGAACCACACUGGCCAACAUAGAAAUACUUAAACUAGAAUGGACACAACGAGCACAAAACAUAAAGAACACUCACACCCUGGCUCAAUAUACCAGCGUCCCCAGAGCCAGGGAGUGACAAUUUCCCUCAUUAAAAUGCAAAUCAAUUUUUCUGGAUUUUUUUAUUGUUAUUCUGUCUCUCACUGUUCAAAUAAACCUACCAUUAAAAUUAUAGACUGAUCAUGUCUUUGUCAGUGGGCAAACGUACAAAAUCAGCAGGGGAUCAAAUACUUAUUUCCCUCACUGUAUCUAUCCAUCCAUCCAUCCAUCCAUCCAUUUCCCCCACUACAUAGCAUUUUAUAUUAACCUCUCUACAUUCCUCUGCAGGGUUCUGUGUUAGUGAAGGGUGAGCGAGGGCCUCCAGGUGAGCCCGGUCUGCAGGGUCUCCCAGGUGACAGGGGUGCCACCGGAUCCUCAGGCUACGGCCCCCAAGGGCCCCCUGGAGAGAAGGGUUUUCAGGGCGUCUCAGGGAGAACAGGAACACCUGGAACACCAGGUAUGAUAUGUUGUCUGAUAUACUUGAAAACCAGGGAUGAUGUACACUCUUAGAAAAAAAGGUGCUUUCUAGAACCUAAAAGGGUUCUUCAACUGUCCCCAUAGGAGAACCUUUUGAAGAACCCUUUAUGGUUCCCAGUAGAACCCCUUUGGUUCCAGGUAGAACCCUUUUGGGUUCCAUCUUGAAGCCUUCCACAGAGGGUUCUACAUGGAACUUAAAAGGGUUCUACCUGGAACCAAAAAGUGUUCUCCUAUGGGGACAGCCGAAUAACCCUUUUGGAACCUUUUUUUCUAAAAGUGUAGUAACUGAAAUGUUGACAAAUGUGAGAUACAUUGACACACCUGGGGUCCAUGGAGGUUGUGUUAUUUAAUUCGUAUCAUACUUUUACCAUUAGCUUUACCUGCUGCUCUUCUAUGACUACAACUUUCUUGUACCCUAAUUCCCUAACAUUUGACCCUUGGCCUUUGAUCCCUGACCUAUAGGCACUAAAGGUGAGCCGGGUCAGACGAUAGCAGAGAAGGGACUCCCAGGACCCAGAGGACAGGAUGGAGACCCCGGUCUUCCUGGAAACUCAGGUAAAUAACACCUCACCUUUACCUGCACAGGUUCACACUCACCUGAAUGGAUCGGCAUAGUAGUUUAGCUUUCAUCCAUAAUGAGGAAGUAAGGUAACAGACAGCACAGAUGUUUUGUGUUGUUUGGUGGAAUAUUUGAUGUAAUUAUAUGAAGUAUACACUAGUGAACUGUUUAGUAGUAGUGUAGUAAAUGUUUGCCAAAACUAAGUGUUAAUUUCUGUGUCCACAGGCAACCCCGGCGUGCCAGGACAGCCCGGUUUCCCCGGCUUACCAGGCGCCAAGGGCGACCCCGGCCUCUCCAGCAUUGGAAUGCCAGGACCCCCCGGCGCUAAAGGUAAACACUAAAUAGCUGGGCAGGUAUACAUUCACUGUCACCUGUAUGGUUAUAAUACAAACUUCAAGAGCCGAUUUCCGGAACACAGAUUAAACCUAGUCCUGGACUAAGAAGCGUUUUCAAUGGAGAAUCUAGGCUUAAGGCCCUGACAGACACACAAGAUGGCACAGCCACGAUCUCACGCUUAGCACCAUAGCACAGAGUGAUUUGAGUGUUUUACAGUAGUGCCUAUUAUCACAAUCACGUACCUGUGCCCUCACCUGUCCCCGCCCGCAGGAUUCCCAGGCUCACCUGGUGUGCCAGGUGGUCCCGGAGGUCCAGGAAGACCAGGAGUGGACGGCCUCCCCGGUGAGCCAGGUGCACCUGGAGCUAAGGUACGUACCACAGCCACACUACUAUAGAUGGAUCUUAAUACUGUACUAGUUACAGACUAACAUAUACAGCAAUGAGAAUCCGAAUUGGAUAGCAUUGUAUCAAGCUAAGGUUAAGAAUGAAUGUAGACAGACCAUGUUGACAAGGUCUACAUUUGUGUGUGUUUGGGUAUUAAUUUGAGAUUUCUAUUUGUGUGUGUGUGUGAUAGGGAGAGCCAGGGUUCGGGCUGCCAGGUCCCCAGGGCCCUACAGGCUUCAAUGGACCCAAAGGAUUACCUGGACCCAAAGGAGACUCUGGUUUCCCCGGCAACCCCGGCUCACCUGGACGAUCCGGCUUCGACGGUGUCCCUGGAGCCAAAGGUACAGUUCCAACUUCUAUUGGUGUAGUCAUUUGGAGUUAGGAGCUUAGGAACAUUGAAGUUCCACCUUCACUAAAUAUAUGGCUUUACUGUCAGUGGUUUCAAAUUAAAGAGCCUUUUAAUAUGACAAAGUUAUUAUUUACUAUUUUUAUAGAUCAACAACAUCAUACUCUAAUCUUGCCUCAUUAUUUGUGGGCAAAUUUUUCCAGACACAGAUUAAGCCUAGUUCUAGACUAAAAGCAUGCUCAGUGGAGUGUCUUCAAUCAAAGUUAUCCUUAGUCCAGAUCAGUGGCCGUCGGUGCCGUUUAAGAUGAGGGAGGACGAUCAUUAUUUUAUGAGUAUGGCCUUAUUUCAAUUACAGCAUAUUGGAUGACUGUCAAUGAUAUACAGUGAGGGAAAAAAGUAUUUGAAAAACGCAUGCCAGAAAAACGCAUGUCAAAAAUGUUAUAAAUUGAUUUGCAUUUUAAUGAGGGAAAUAAGUAUUUGACCCCUCUGCAAAACAUUACUUAGUACUUGGUGGCGAAACCCUUGUUGGUAAUCACAGAGGUCAGACGUUUCUUGUAGUUGGCCACCAGGUUUGCACACAUCUCAGGAGGGAUUCUUUCCCACUCCUCUUUGCUGAUCUUCUCCAAGUCAUUAAGGUUUCCAGCCUGAUGUUUGGCAACUCGAACCUUUAGCUCCCUCCACAGAUUUUCUGUGGGAUUAAGGUCUGGAGACUGGCUAGGCCACUCCAGGACCUUAAUGUGCUUCUUCUUGAGCCACUCCUUUGUUGCCUUGGCCCUGUGUUUUUGGUCAUUGUCAUGCUGGAAUACCCAUCCACGACCCAUUUUCAAUGCCCUGGCUGAGGGAAAGAGGUUCUCACCCAAGAUUUGACGGUACAUGGCCCCGUCCAUCGUCCCUUUGAUGCGGUGAAGUUGUCCUGUUCCCUUAGCAGAAAAACACCCCCAAAGCAUAAUGUUUCCACCUCCAUGUUUGACGGUGGGGAUGGUGUUCUUGGGGUCAUAGGCAGCAUUCCUCCUCCUCCAAACACGGCGAGUUGAGUUGAUGGCAAAGAGCUCGAUUUUGGUCUCAUCUGACCCAACAUUUUCACCCAGUUCUCCUCUGAAUCAUUCAGAUGUUCAUUGGCAAACUUCAGACGGGCCUGUAUAUGUGAUUUCUUGAGCAGGGGGACCUUGCGGGUGCUGCAGUAUUUCAGUCCUUCCCGGCGUAGUAUGUUACCAAUUGUUUUCUUGAUGACUAUGGUCCCAGCUGCCUUGAGAUCAUUGACAAGAUCCUCCCGUGUAGUUCUGGGCUGAUUCCUCACCGUUCUCAUGAUCAUUGCAACUCCACGAGGUGAGAUCUUGCAUGGAGCCCCAGGCCGAGAGAGAUUGACAGUUCUUUUGUGUUUCUUCCAUUUGCGAAUAAUCGCACCAACUGUUGUCACCUUCUCACCAAGCUGCUUGGCGAUGGUCUUGUAGCCCAUUCCAGCCUUGUGUAGGUCUACAAUAUUGUCCCUGACAUCCUUGGAGAGCUCUUUGGUCUUGGCCAUGGUGGAGAGUUUGGAAUCUGAUUGAUUGAUUGCUUCUGUGGACAGGUGUCUUUUAUACAGGUAACAAGCUGAGAUUAGGAGCACUCCCUUUAAGAGUGAGAGGGGGUCAAAUACUUAUUUCCCUCAUUAAAAUGCAAAUCAAUUUAUAAAAUUUUUGACAUGGGUUUUUCUGGAUUUUUUUGUUGUUAUUCUGUCUCUCACUGUUCAAAUAAACAUACCAUUAAAAUUAUAGACUUAUCAUUUCUUUGUCAGUGGACAAACGUACAAAAUCAGCAGGGGAUCAAAUACUUUUUUCCCUCACUGUUCCAUUCACCCAGCUCAAUGUAACAUCGAUAGGUUUAGGCUACUACAUGAUACUCUAAUUUUCCCUAUAAUCCAUCAUGAGGUUGCUACAACCUAGCCUAUGAAUGAAAGUUUACAACGUACGCUAGGUGCACACUACAACCUAGCCUAUGAAUGAAAGUUUACAACGUACGCUAGGUGCACAGGUCGAGAGGAAUUUUAGUAAUCAAGGUGACAGACAUUGCCACAUUCAAUACCGCCUUGCACACUUUUGCCUGCAUAUAGCUGAUCUAGGGUGUAAUCACUAGUCCAACAGUUGCAAACAAGACUUUCUAUUGGACAAAUUCCGGUAUGUUUAUUCCCGUGUCGUUCCGUUUGCUUCCGUUUAAGAAACGUUUUUCAACAUAAUCGGCGGAAUGAAUACACCCCUGAUCACACGCAAACACAGUUCACUUUCAUAGCAGCCUUUGAUUGUUGUAUAAUUUCUUUGCGCACCUUUCUCACCUUUUCCCUUCCCUUGUGGACUUCAGUGCACAACACGUCAGCUGUCUAUGAAAACUUUCCAAGCCAAACCUUCAUAUCAUAAUUGCUAACUGCUACACACAGCCUACAUCGUUGUCACCAUAUUAUUACGUCAUAGUCAACAUAGCUACUAGAACUAAUGCGUUAGUAAACCCAUUACAAUCAUGCAGUACAGUCAGCAAGGAGUUUAGCAGUUACACCGGCGGGCCCCGGUGGCAAUAAAUUAAUAAAACCAAAAGCUUACCUUGACUUGGAAGAGUUCCAGUGUUCGAUAGCCAUAGCCAGCUAGCUAACAUAGUAUCUCUCUAUGUUUGAGCCGGGUGUUUGAGUAGGCUAAACUAGCUAGUGAUAAAAAAAUUUUUUUUUAUGAAUUUGUUCACAACUGUUCAACUAUUGUCUUUCUCUCUCUUUGAGUCAACUACUCAUCACAUUUUAUGCAGUGGUAGCUAGCUGUAGUUUAUGCUUUUAGUACUAGAUUAAUUCUCUGAUCCAUUGAUUGGGUGGACAACAUGUCAGGUCACGCUGCUGCAAGAGCUCUGAUAGGUUGGAGGACGUCCUCUGGAAGUUGUCAUAAUUACUGUGUAAGUCUAUGGAAGGGGGUGAAACCUAGGUUUUGUAUUGAAGUCAAUGUACCCAGAGGAGGACGGAAACUAGCUGUCCUCCGGCUACACCAUGGUGCUAACCUACAGAGUGCUGUUGAGGCUACUGUAGACCUUCAUAAAACAGUGUGUUUUAAUCAAUUAUUUGGUGACGUGAAUAUAUUUAGUAUAGUUUAAUCAAAAAAAUUAUAAUGUUUCACUAUAUAAAAAAAAACUGAACUUCACUGAGGAGGAUGGUCCUCCCCUUCCUCCCCUGAGGAGACACCACUGGUCCAGAUAUAUAGUCUUCUGUUAGCUAGCUAGCUAGUUAGUUGGUAUUGCCAUGUUAACAGAUGUGUGUUCUGUACCUGUUUGUCUGUCUCCUAGGUUACUCUGGUAUCUCUAGUACACCUGUUUGGUAGCUAGCCAGUUGGUAUUGCUAUGUUAACAUGUGUGUGUGUGUUCUGUAUCUGUUUGUCUCUUCCAGGUGACUCUGGUAUCUCUGGGAUACCCGGAGCCCGUGGCCCUCCAGGACCAACCUCCAUCGGCUCUCAGGGCAGCCCCGGCCCCAUCGGACCCCCAGGACCCAUGGGCUCUCCAGGUAAGACAACCUAGCUGACCUUUGACUAGACAAAACUCAGGGAUGAUUUAUAGAUGAAUAGUUUGAUUAGAGAUUGAUAUAUAGUUUGAUUUAUGGAAUUUAUAUCUAGUUGCUUACAGCGGACCUUGUAUUAUCACCAUAUUUUUUACGUAAUGCUAAGAGUUUCUAUCAUAUUGAACCUCUGCAAAGUCUAAUUCAUGAGAAAACCAUGUAAUAUAUAUUUAUGUAUAUUUAUGCUAUAUUUUUCCAAAUAUAAUAUUUGGUUCUAUUGUUGUUUCAACAUGUUAACAUUCUGUUGAGAUGAGUCAAUAUGUGUUAUCUCGAAUGUAUUGUCUCAGUCACAGAUUGGUAUGUGCAUGAUCACCCUCAACACAUACUCUCUUAAAUGAAGGUUUAUUAUGUACAGUAUCUCAAUGGACUGGCUAUGUGGUUCAGGCUAUAUUGUCACACUUCUUAUUAAGAAAGUAACACCAUCCCUCUGCAAGGCUUUUGAGCACGAAAGAGUUUGUAAGAGGUUUAGUUGUAAAGGGUUUGUUUCUUUGUUGUGCACUGAAUGAUGUCACCAUGGGUGAUCAGGUGACGUUUGCAUCUCAGAGAGAUGCAUUCUGGGUUAUCAGUCAUCGAUGGUAACCAUAACCUGAUCUUGGGAGUUCACUCUUCUUCUCUUCUUCUUUUGUGUGUUGUCACACACUUGUGAAGCUGUUAGCUAUCAUCCACCCGCACAAUUCUAAGUCCACUUUUCCUGCACUUGUUUUUGCCUGCCACUCAAAAUAACUAACUCCUUAGUCACCUCCAUUCAGGGCAGUCACAGUUCUGAAGGCUCCAUCAUCAUGUAUGUCAUGUCGGAUAGACGUAGAGCUUUGUAAACCCUCAUCCCCCCUUCCCCACCUCUCUUUCUUACUCUGUGAUGUUCCUCAUCCGCUCCGCCCCAUUUGGACUAUAGUCUCUAUCUGGCAGCUGAUUGGUUGAUUUGUACUGUAUUUCUGUGUGAUCGGUUGAUUGGUUUAGGGACUGUACUUCUGUUCUGUGUGACAUCUUUACUCCAGCUAUGAGAUAAUUAAAUACAAUGAGGUUAUUUGACCGAUUCUGGACUGACAAAUGGAACCUUUAUAAUGUGUUGAAUAGUCACUAAUAAUAAGUAGAGCGAUUCCACUAGCACUUAAAGUCAAGUUCAAAAAGCUUUAUUGUCCAUCAAAUGUACAUAAAACCAAAUAUUAUCUUUGGCAUUUGUCAAAAUUGACCUUCUGUGAGGUCAUAGAUAAUGGACAGAUGCUGAUCAGGAAGUGAGAAUCUGUCCUGACUCUGUCAUUGAUUCCUGGCGUUUCAGGAUACUCAGGCGCCAACGGAGAGAAGGGAGACACCGGUCCUCCCGGCCUGGGCAUUCCAGGGUUGCCAGGCGACAGAGGAAGUCCCGGUUUCCCCGGCAACCCCGGGGGAGUUGGACCACAGGGUAACCCUGGCAGCCCCGGCCGAGACGGACUGCCUGGCCUGCCCGGUAGGAUAACAGACCGACACCAACAUCAAACCUGCCUAAUCUAUGUGUCUGUUUUAGUCUCUGUCUGUCUAGUUUUAAAUAUUUUUCUGUGUUAUGAAUGGACUGUUAGAAAUCAGAGUCUAUGGCUGGUAUACAUAGGCAGCCCAAUUCUGAUCUUUUGCCCAAUUAAUGGCAAAAGACCUGAUCUGAUUGGUCAAAGACUAAUUAGUGGCAUAAGGUCAGAAUUGGGCUGCCUGUGAUAACGCAGCCUAUUUGUUUAUUUCAGUCUUGUCUAUAUCUGGUUACGUCUCUGACUGGCUGUCUACACAUUGUUGUUACUCUAUUUCCAUCUCAAAUGGCACCCUAUUCCCUAUAUAUGAACUCUAGUGAAAAGUAAUGCACUAUAUAGGGAAUAGGGUGCCAUUUGGGACACACACGGUGUCUCUGACCUUCCCCCUGUCUUGAUGGGGAAAUGCCAGUCAAAAGUAAUGUGUCUAACCUCUCUCACGCUCUCUCUCUCUCUCUCUCUCUCUCUCGCUCUCUCUCUCUCUCUCUCUCUCUCUCUCUCUCUCUCUCUCUCUCUCUCUCUCUCUCUCUCUCUCUCUCUCGCUCUCGCUCUCGCUCUCGCUCUCGCUCUCGCUCUCUCGCUCUCUCUCUCUCGCUCGCUCGCUCUCUCUCGCGCUCUCUCGCUCUCUCGCUCUCUCGCUCUCUCUCUCGCUCAACAGGUGGUAAAGGAGACAUGGGUGUGAUGGGAGCUCCUGGACCUCUGGGAUCCGCUGGGAACCCCGGAGCCCCCGGCUUCCCUGGACCUAAAGGUACACACACACUAGAGCUGGGCGAUAUGGACAUAAAUCCAUAUCAUGACAAAUUGAUUGAAUUGAACUUUAUAACAUUAAUGUGCACCACAGUUAUUUUUUAAAAUAUUACACUUAAAACUACUAUUACUACUUUUUAUGUUGUAGCUAUCAGUUGUCCCAUUAACAAUCACCCAUAUUAGCAAACUCAUUUCAUUUCAAACUUUUCACACAUUUCUCUAGUAGGGCCAUACACUCUUAGAAAAAAGGGUUCCAAAAGGGUUCUUCGGCUGUCCACAUAAGAUAACCCUUUUUGGUUCCAGGGCGAACCUUUUUGGUUCCACGUAGAUCUCUUUUGGGUUUCAUGUAGGACCCUGUGUGGAAAGGGUCCUACCUGGAACCAAAAAUUGUUAUUCAAACGGUUCUCGUAUGGGGACAGCCGAAAAACUAUUUUAGGUUCUAGAUAGCACCUUUUUUUCUAAGAGUGUAUAGGUUAUUGGUCAGUGUCAAUAAUAUAGAGGUUUAUCAUCCAAACCCUAACACACACAGACACACACACACCUACUAUACAGUGUGAGUCGUAGGACAACAGUCGCAAUAGACCCAAAUAUGACCAAGAUCACACAGAUGCCAGGUCUUAAAAUCAAACAAACUAGUCCAAAACAUCUGCAGCACUAGCUAUAAGGAACCCACACAUAAACACACACAUUGGUACUGUAUGUGUCUUCGAUAAUAGACCCUCUGACUCUGUGUGUCUCCUUUCUCCAGGUGACAAUGGUUUCCCAGGGCGACCAGGUGGGCCCGGUGGUUCAGGUGCGAAGGGAGACAGGGGAGAGCCCGGUGUGCCGGGACCCCCAGGACCCAUCAUCCAGGCACCAAAGGGUGACAAGGGAGAACCAGGAGCACCAGGUACAUCUUUCUCUCUGUCUGUUUAUCUCUCUGCCUGUUUCUGACUCUGACUUAUGUAGACUGCUAAGAACGCAGCUUUGUUUCACUGUCCUGACAGUUUCAUUUGCUUUUAAACUGCUGCUACUCGCUGUUUAUUAUCUAUGCAUAGUCACUUUACCCCUACCAUUGACUGGGUACCAGUACCCCCUAUAUAUAGCCUCAUUACUGUUAUUUUAUUGUGUUACUUUUUAUUACAUUUUUUACUUUAGUUUAUUUAGUAAAUAUUUUCUUAACUCUAUUUUAUUCAAACUGUCAAGGGCUUGUAAGUAAGCAUUUCACGGUAAGGUCUACACCUGUCUACACCUGUUGUAUUCGACGCAUGUGACAAAUACAAUUUUAUUUUAUUUGAUUCCUGUGUUUUUUGUGUUGUGGAGGUUUGGGAGGACUGUCAGGUCAAAAGGGUAUCCCUGGUCUCCCUGGAGACGCUGGUAUACCAGGACAGGACGGAAGACCUGGGUUGCCAGGACCUCAAGGUAUAUAACACUCAUACUAUCUAGAAACUCAUCCUCUAGUACACUCAUCCCCCCAGAAUGUCCUCUACUGAACACUAGUACACUCAUCCCCCCAUAAUGUCCUCUACUGAACACUAGUACACUCAUCCCCCCAGAAUGUCCUCUACUGAACACUAGUACACUCAUCCCCCCAGAAUGUCCUCUACUGAACACUAGUACACUCAUCCCCCCAGAAUGUCCUCUACUGAACACUAGUACACUCAUGCCCCCAGAAUGUCCUCUACUGAACACUAGUACAGUCAUCCCCCCAGAAUGUCCUCUACUGAACACUAGUACACUCAUCCCCCCAGAAUGUUCUCUACUGAACACUAGUACAGUCAUCCCCCCAGAAUGUCCUCUACUGAACACUAGUACAGUCAUCCCCCCAGAAUGUCCUCUACUGAACACUAGUACACUCAUCCCCCCAGAAUGUCCUCUACUGAACACUUGUACAGUCAUCCCCCCAGAAUGUCCUCUACUGAACACUAGUACACUCAUCCUACCUAGAGAUCUCACUUGAUAACUUUUCCUGUUGACUUCAAUGUGCCUUUCACAUAUACAUUUAUAAUUGUAUUAUGAGUGUCUUGCAUCUUCAGGAUGCUCAACCUAAAUGGGCUUAUAAAACAUGCGUAUUUCCAAGUUACACGUAUAUCUCAAAAUAUGAUUCAACCCCAUAAUGUCCUCUACUGAACACUAACUCCUAAUUUCCUCUCUCUGCUGUGUUCAGGACCCAAAGGAGACGCAGGUAUCCCUGGAGGAUCAGGCUCACCAGGAGCCCCAGGAGCUAAAGGCAACAUGGGAGAGAUGGGCUUCCCAGGUGGGUGUUAGACCGCCGAUAACCCCAUAUCCCCACCAUCACCAUCAUGUUCUAGAACCCCAUAUCCCCACCAUCACCAUCAUGUUCUAGAACCCCAUAUCCCCACCAUCACCAUCAUGUUCUAGAACCCCAUAUCCCCACCAUCACCAUCAUGUUCUAGAACCCCAUAUCCCCACCAUCACCAUCAUGUUCUAGAACCCCAUAUCCCCACCAUCAUGUUCUAGAACCCCAUAUCCCCACCAUCACCAUCAUGUUUUGUUUAUUGUCCUGUCACUCUUAUGUUCUAUACACUGAAAUAUAAUCAAUAAUAAUAAAAUAUAUAUAUUGAUUGCAAAGACUCCCCAUAACCCCCUAGACUUGGCCACUCUCAACUCUUUAUGUUCAUAGAAACAUUGGCUAUUAUGAAUUGAUAUACCUGAAUACUUUUCUUUUGUUACAGUAGGUGUUCUGUAACAGUUUAAUGAUGGAAAAAACAAGUAUACAAAUACAGUUCGAUCCAUAUAUUGAUUGCUAGAUUAAUCACAAUUAGUUAGAGUGUUGUAACUGAACUAUAUUUAGCCGACUACACCAAUCUUAUUGUCCAUUUAUGAUGAUGUCACAGGACCCACGGGGGCAAAAGGAACUCCGGGUCAGCCAGGUCGGUCGGGUGCACCCGGUAGUUCAGGAGCAUCAGGGUUCCCUGGAGCUAAGGGAGAGCCUGGUUCCCCUGGCUUUGGUUCCCCAGGAGCUACAGGUCCCAAGGUAUGGAACCCUCUACUCUAGAACCCUCUAGAACAGUCUAGAACCAUAUAGAACCAGAACCGCAUAGAACCGUAUGUGCCUUUAUGCAUAAGUCUAGAUCUCUGUCCAGGUUUAGAUGAGUUUGACCUGUUUCAAAGGGAACUGUAUACUCAUUCUGAAUUAUAUUUGAGUAAUAUGGAAAAUCUGCUUCAUUGAUAAAGUUGGUAUUGUUAUAAUCAGUAGUUGUAGAGCUAGUACUAUUAGUUUUACUAUCAGUAUUAGAUAUAUUAGUGUUUUCUAUCUGUAAUGCAACUCUAUUCCUUUCUCUCUCUCUCUCUCUCUCUCUCUCUCUCUCUCUCUCUCUCUCUCUCUCUCUCUCUCUCAGGGUGAGCCCGGUCAGUCAGGAUUCCCCGGACAAAACGGAGUGAAAGGAACUCCCGGAACACCAGGUCUUCCUGGGUUCCCUGGCGGCCCUGGCGCCAAAGGCGACCCCGGCCUCCCAGGAUUCCAAGGUAACUAACAGUUACGGUGCUACAGUCUAACCACGAGCGUUGGACAGUAAAAGAAGAAUCAGGUUUAUGGGAUUCUUCCAAGCCUUCAUCUCAUAUCCAGCUACCUAUGUCAUUAAAUCUGUUCGGCUGUCUUUCUGGUAAUUCCUCUAGGUUCUCCCGGUAUUCCCGGGCCUAAGGGUCUUGAUGGUAUCCCCGGUAACCCCGGUCUCAGCGGACCACCCGGCCGACCGGGAGAGAACGGCCGUGCCGGAUCACCUGGGUUCCCAGGGGACAAGGGUCAGGCGGGUCGUGAUGGAAUCCCUGGACCAGCAGGAGUCAAAGGAGACCCAGGUAGUUGGCGUAGUCACUUAAAGGGGCAAUUUGCAAUUGCUACUUACAUUUUUUUACUUUUAAAUUAUUCAUAUAUACCCAUUGUUUCUAGAAUGAUAUAACUUAUAAAUGCCUCAUGAGCUUAGUUCAACUGUCGUACCCCAAAGUCAUAGUCAAACGAUAAAACGACAUUAUCCAUAAUGGAAUUGUUCACUUCAAUGAUUUUGUGCUUGUAAUGGUGAUAUCAUGCAGUAAGACUAUUUAUUUUAUUAGUUGGACGUCUAAAACGAAACUCCUCUUUUUCCCAUGAUCCUCUUCUCCUGCAGGUCUUCCUGGUUUCGGUGGCCCUGGCGCUCCUGGUCUCCCAGGGUUACCAGGUGAGACUCACCCCACCUGACUGACUGUCUUUUUUACUCUCACACAAACCAUACAUACACUAAACACUAGCUCCUGAAUGACAGACAACCAAACCACUACAGAGAAUAUACUGUAGCUGAUAACCGACUAUAGACCAUAUAAAACUUAAAUAGCAUUCUCCAUUUGCAUCAGUCAAUUUUUCUAUCAAUAAAUGUCUACAACAACCACUACUACUCUACAACCACCAACAUCCUUCAAUCACCACUUCUCCCACACUACACCAAAUGUUCAAUGUUUUAUGUUUACUGUAUUUAUAUUGUAUAUACUGUACGUUGACUUUGUGUAAAUUCCUCCGGUUGUGUCUAUUGCUGGCAGCACCAUUUCACCAGGUCACAUUCUGGGUAUGUGUAAAUGUACUUGGUGAAUAAAAGUGAUUCUGAUAAUGAAAGGACCUUUUGUUGUUGCCGUCUGUUCCCCACAGGUGCUAAGGGAGAUCUUGGCGCCCCUGGUUCUUCCGGUAGCCCUGGCUUCCCUGGUCAGAAGGGAGAGGUGGGUUUCCCUGGCCUGCCUGGGUCCCCUGGCAGUGUUGGGCCCCCUGGCAGCCCAGGUGUGGCCCUCCAGGGGCCCAAAGGUAACGCCGGCCCCCCCGGACCCCCUGGAAGAGGAGGUAUGUUAUGAAUUGAUCACUCCAUCACCUUUUAGCCAAUGUUGCUGCCUGGUUUUCUGGCCAUUUUGAAGUCUGGAGCCUUUUGGUUGGAGUGUAUUGUAUAGUUAAGAGUUUAAAAUGUAUGAAGUCAUGGACUGGGAAGGAGAUUUGAUAGAUAGAUUAUUUUUGUGUUCUUUAACAUUUUUUUUUUUUUUUUGAAUUUUUUAGAAAACAAAUUUGGGGGUAGAUCAGCUUUAAUAUUGAUAGAUAGAUUAUUCAUAGAUUUUCUCUCUGACACGUGGCAUACACAAACGCGCACACACACACACAUUGUAUACACACACACACAAACCCAAGUAAAAACCAGGCAGCAAACAUGGCCUACCUGCAGCACUUUGUGUGAAUGCUUUAUGUUAAUCCCAUUGAUUUGCAUGAGAUGUGAACCUCUUUGUCAAUCAACACUGGUCCCAGAUCAGCUAUAUGUCCUGAGCACAAACACACACUGUCACUCAAAUCACCAUCGUCGUACUGUACUAUGUACACUGAGCACUGAACCAAACCAACCGAUUGUAUCACCACCACCACUAUGCAACCAAACGUCCCCCACCCCCUUAACCCCUCACUACACAAUGUUGGGGUGUGCCUCCAACACGCACCAAUCAGUGUGUCUCCCUCACCGUCUGGGUUCCAGCCACACCCCAAACAUCAGAGCAUGGAGGGCGACCUCAAGUUGUUGUCUAUGUCCUCCAUCCAUCCAUCCAUCCAUCCAUCCAUCUGCUUGUCAAUCAUCUCUCCAUCCUUGUGUCUCCUCACCCCCUCUCCCUCCCUUUUCGGUUGCAGGGGAACGGUUCCUGAUCUGUCCAUCUCUCCACAGGGUUGAUGUGUGUGUGUGUGUAUGUCCUGUUGAUGUGUAUGUGUCUUGUGUGUUGCUUGGUGUUUUAUAUCCUAAUUGUCUAAUUACGUGACAUUGGUGUGAAGCAGACGAACCAGUAACAUGUCUAACUAUGCAUUAGAGAAGGGGUUUUAAAAGCCUAGAAAACUCAUGCUUAUAUUUGUUGGAUUCAACUCUGUAUCAACAACAAAGAACCUACACUAUCUAGAAACAAGAAGUAUCACCACCAUUAUCUAUAAAAGUGAGUAGAGUGUUGUAAGUCAAAAGGGUAUCGAAGGGUUUUGACUGAACAUUUCCUAUACAACAUUGGUGUAGUCGGUCAAAUAGAGCUCAUUGGCUGCCCAUAUAGCAUUGAACCCCUGUAUUAUACAGUUAAGGAAUGAACUAUAAAGUGGUCUCACUGUAGAUCAGUGUCAUUUAUUACAUUAUGAUUGAUUGAUUGAUUUUAUUAGUCAGCUAAAAAAAAAUACAUAUGCACACAGUGCAUACAUUUUAAAUACUUAUUUCCAUUGUGGUCCCUAGUCCCUAAACCACAACAGAGUUGGUCCAGUAUUAUCAAUAGGCUACUUGAGUCUAGGUAAGACUGAGAAGGUUUGUCUGUGACUCGUCUCUGUUUCUGUCACAGUGAUCUGUGUGUCUGUGUGUCAGUCACCUGUCUGUCCUGCAUGGGCCAUGUGUGUCCAUCUGCACCUCAGCACCUGAAUCACAAUGCCAGACUAUAGCACAGAGUUGGGCUCAGUUAAACCACAAUUAAACAUAAUUUAAUUUCAGAUUGAAUUCCAACUCCCUUAGACUUAGUUACAUUGGUAAUAUGUCUAAAAGGGGAUCACUAUAGGUUUAUAAUCCUCUAUACCAGGGGGUGUCAAACUAUUUUUGCCCCGGGGGCUGCAUUCGGUCUUCAACGAGGUCCUGAGGGCCGCACUGAAAAUCAGUAAUAUUUUCUCGCAGUCAACAUUUGCAAAAGAUGUAGUCCUCUAUCCAUCGUUUUUGGAAUUUUCAGUGGUCCCCGACUUUCUAGCUUUCAUUUUGGUGAUUGUUAGUGAGUUGGACACAGUCAACAAACUAUAUGAAUGUAGGUCCAUUAUCAUUUCUACACAGUCCCCCCACCCCUCGUAUCAUAUUUUUUUACUUAAACCACCUGGGGCGAAUUGUUCCCCCUCGCGGGCCGGAUCCUGCCCGCUGGCCGUAUGUUUGACACCCUGCUCUAUACCAUCCUCUAAUUUGAUUUCCUCACUUGCGCUGUACUUUAAGUAAGAUCCUUUAUCAUCUUGAUAAAGUGUCUCUUACAUUAGAGAGCUACAUAUACUCGGAGUAUACCAAACAUUAGGAACACCUUCCUAAUAUUGAGUUACCCCCCCCCCCCUUUUGCCUUCAGAACAGCCUCAAUUUGUCGGGGCAUGGAAUCUACAAGGUGUAGAAAGUGUUCCACAGGGAUGCUGGCCCAUGUUGACUCCAAUGCUUCCCACAGUUGUGUCAAGUUGGCUGGAUGUCCUUUGGGUGGCGAACCAUUCUUGAUACUGUUGAGCAUGAAAAACCUAGCAGCGUUGCAGUUCUUGACACAUAUCGGUGCGCCUGGCACCUACUAGCAUACCCCUUUCAAAGGCACUUACAUUUUUGUCUUGCCCAUUUACCCUCUGAAUGGCACACAUACACAAUCCAUGUCUCAAUUGUAUCAAGGCUUAAAAAUCCUUCUUUAACCUGUCUCCUCCCCUUCAUCUACAAUGGUUGAAGUGGUUUUAACAAGUGACAACAAUAAGGGAUCAUAGCUUUCACCUGGAUUCACCUGGUCGGUCUAUGUCAUGGAAAGAGCAGGUGUUCUUAAUGUUUUGUAUACUCAGUGUACAUGUACAGUGCCUUCGGAAAGUAUUCAGACCCUUGACUUUUUUCACAUUUUGUUACGUUAUAGCCUUAUCCUAAAAUGUGUAUAUAUAUAUAUAUAUAUAUAUAUAUAUUUAAAAAAAUAUCCUGAACAAUCUACACACAGUACCCCAUAAUGACGAAGCGAAAACAGGUUUGUAGAAAUUUGUGCAAACCCUUUGCUAUGAGACUCGAAAUUGAGCUCAGGUGCAUCCUUGAGAUAUUUCUACAAUUUGAUUGGAGUCCACCUGUGGUCAAUUCAGUUGAUUGGGCAUGAUUUGGAAAGGUGCACACCUGUCUAUAUAAGGUCCCACAGUUGAUAGUGCAUGUCAGAGAAAAAACCAAGCCAUGAGGUUGAAGGAAUUGUCCGUAGCGCUCCGAGACAGGAUUGUGUCGAGGCACAGAUCUGGGGAAGGGUACAAAAAAAAAUCUUAAGCAUUGAAGGUCCCCAAGAACACAGUGGCCUCUAUCAUUCUUAAAUGGAAGAAGUUUGGAACCACCAAGCCUCUUCCUAUAGCUGGCUGCCCGGCCAAACUGAGCAAUCGGGGGAGAAGGGCCUUGGUCAGGGAGGUGACCAAGAACCCGAUGGUCACUCUGACAGAGCUCUAGAGUUCCUCUGUGGAGCUGGGAGAACCUUCCAGAAGGACAACCAUCUCUGCAGCACACCACCAAUCACCACCAGCACACCACCAAUCACCACCAGCACACCACCAACCACCAAUCAGGACAACAGGACAACGACCCUAAGCACACAGCCAAGACAACGCAGGAGUUGCCUCGGGACAAGUCUCUGAAUGUCCUUGAGUGGCCCAGCCAGAGCCCGGACUUGAACCCAAUCGAACAUCUCUGGAGAGACCUGAAAAUAGCUGUGUAGCAACACUCCCCAUCCAACCUGACAAAGCUUGAGAGGAUCUGCAGAGAAGAAUGGGAGAAACUCCCCAAAUACAGGUGUGCCAAGCUUGUAGCGUCAUACCCAAGAAGACUCAAUGCUGUAAUCGCUGCCAAAGGUGCUUCAACAAAGUACUGAGUAAAGGGUCUGAAUACUUAUGUAAAUGUGAUAUUUCCGUUUUGAAUAUGUAAUUAAUUAGCAGAAAUUUCCAAAAACCUGUUUUUGCUUUGUCAUUAUGUGGUAUUGUGUGUAGAUUGAUGAGGAAAAUAAACAAUUGUAUCCAUUUUAGAAUAAGGCUGUAACGUAACAAAAUGUGGAAAACGUCAAGGGGUCUGAAUACUUUCCGAAGGCAAUGUAUAUAGUAUAUUAUAUAAAGCUGUAUUGAGCCCAGUACUACUAGCCCAGCUCUGUGCCAGGAUAGGUGUCAUCCCCAGUUGUGGGGGGAUGAGAGCGAUGGUAUGACAUGUACUUCCUGUUUCCUGUGUCUUGGCUCCACCUCCUGUGGUGUGGCCCCUCCCCCUUUGAUGACACCUUCGUCCGUGCCCAGGUCCCGAAGGUCAGAGUUCCAGUACCCAGGCAUCUGUUCUACUGCAUGUUCUCCUGGUCUAGAAUACAAUACAAACCCUUAACCUAACUAUGUUGCUGAUUGAUCUUGGAUCUUGGAUUUAGCAUUUAUUAAUUAUUUUCUUCCCUUAAUUUUCUGAUCCUUCCUUUUUAACUAUGCUAAUCUCACUUUUCUUCUGAUUGAAUAGUCACACUGGUCAAAUAACCAUAACUAAAAUGAUUUAAACUUUUGCUUGAAAUCAUUUUUGUAUGUUUUAGAAUGUACAGAAUGUGGUAACAUACACCUUUGAAUAAUCAAUACCUUUUUUAACAAACACUAUUUCUGAUGAAUGAAUUAUUGGUUAGCUAACACACAAACCUCUAACACUAAAUACUGUAAUUGUAAUUGUGUUCAACUUGGAAUUGACUAAUUUCUUGAAAAUGUAGUUGAUAAACAUGAAUUUAGCAUCAUGUAGUUUAAAGAUAAUAAGUUGUUAGCAUUUUUUCCAUUAACUUUACAUAUGUAAGAACUAGCACUAUUUAGCUUUUACAAAUAUGUUCAGUAUUAAUUUAAAUGAAAUAAUGAUAUUGAAACACAAACACGACAUAUGGUUUGCCCUGAGGUUUGGUUGUGUCAGACGUUAGCCUGAUGGUGUAUCUAUCUAUGCUAACUCUUGCCUCUUGUUUUAACCCUUCACAUUCUGCCGCCCCGUCUCUGCUAUACCCGGAAUUCUGGGAUACCUAGGUCCUCCAGGUUAGAAUCCAUGGUUUGAUGAUGUUGACCUUUGUUGUGCUGUUGUGAUGAAACUGAUCUGUGUACAUUUUGUUUGGCCUGGUCCCAGAUCCGUUUGUGCUCUUGCCAACUCAUUGCUGUCAUUGUUGGCAUGGUAGCACAAACAGACUGGCACUCAGGCUAACAUUUUGUUGGAUUGGGUACUACUUAACCAUGUUGAUGAUUUGUUAACCACAUUUUACUUUUCAGGAUGGGUUGUGAAGCCUAAAAAAAGACUAUAGCUUGCACUGACACUGUACAUACACAAUAAUACACCCCAUAAUUCACAAAACACACUUGAACACACUCAUGUCUCCUCCUUUAUACUGUAUUUAUACUGUUUUUAAAUGGUUGUAUGUACGCAUGCAGUUUUAUGCUAUGUUGACUGUUGAUGUUAGUGUUAUACAGUAACCAUGGAGAUAGAUCAGCUGGAUCUAGUUUUAUCUCUUGGGUUAUUAUUAUUGUUGUUUGUUAUAAUGUCAGGUUGAGGUGAGUGUCAUCUCUGACCUCUAACCUUUGACCUCUGUGUGUGAAGGUCCUCCUGGCUCUGAGGGUCCCCGUGGCCCUGUUGGCAGCGGAGGGACCAAAGGUGAGAAGGGAAUUUCCGGAAUUCCUGGAUCGCCUGGUUUCCCCGGAGCAAAGGGAGAAUUCGGAUCGCCCGGAUUCCCGGUAUGGAACCAGUCAACUUAGAUCCUCUGUAACUCAAUUGGUAGAGCAUGGCGCUUGUAACGCCAGGGUAGUGGGUUCGAUCCCCGGGACCUACCAUAUGUAAAAAUGUAUGCGCACAUGACUGUAAGUCGCUUUGGAUAAAAGCGUCUGCUAAAUGGCAUAUUAUUAUUAUUAUUAUUAUUAUUAUUAUUAUUAUUAUUAUUAUUAUCCUUAGAUCUCCUUUCCCCAUUGAUAGCAGGAUAAAUGACAUGCACAAUCAUGACCAACUUGCUUACAUUGAUCCUCUCCUUUCAAAUAUAGACACUUACAUGGGGGAUAGGGCUAUGGGUUGGUUUGGGAUUGUAUGAAGUACAUUUUAAAUUCCAUCUGGGAUUGGGAUGUCACAUGACCCUUGACCUCUCCCCUAUCAUGUGACCAGGGUACUCCUGGCCUUCCUGGUGCCAACGGGCUGAAGGGAGACAUUGGACUGCCCGGCGUUCCCGGAUUCCCAGGUCAGUCAGGAAUAACAUUCCCAUUCCUAGUUGAUCACCAAACAUUUCUGUUAAAAAAAAACUUGCGUUCCUAUUUUUUUUGUUUGUUCGUUUCGCACUGUUGGCGUUAGGUGCACUUGAUUCAGCAGCCCUAGUGCCGGGAAGGCAAAGUGUUCCCAUUUUGAACCAUUUUAUGUGUCUGAAGGUAGAACUCCACCUACCAGGCAGGCCCAGAGAGCAAAUCAAGUGCACCUAUAGCCCUACCGCUAGCCAAUCAGAUAGCUCAGAUCACUGUGUCUGCAGUUUCCUCACGACAUAGACAGUAAAAAGAAGCCUUGAAUGCACAGCAAAGUUGAUAAUAUGAGAUUUCAAAACUUUUAAAACCCAGACUAGAGAGAGACUCAACGAAUACAGCAAAGAGCUGCUGUUUUUAUGAGUAAGUUCAUGUUUAAGUUGUUAUUCAGUACUGUCAACACUUUGUUCAACCCUUUUGUAAGCCAUAAAAUGUGCGUUCUUCCAACUUCCACUCACGCUACAACCAGCACUGCAGCUGCAAUGAAUGAGUGUAGCAAAGUGUUUCGAUAAGCUUGCGUUGUUAUUAUUUGCGGCUUGCGGCUUUUUUAAUACCGAGGAAUAUUUCACUUUCUCAGGUCAUAGGAGUAACAACAUGAAUUGGUGCAUGAGGCAGAAAUAAUGCAGUGCGACUUAAGUUUCGCCAUUAGCUGGAAGACUGUGUCCCCUUUUCUCAGCAGAGGGAGGGAGAGAGGAGGGACGGUGAGUCAGGUGAGAGGUAGCUGCUCCCUCCCUCCCCUCAGACUGACCAUCAGAUGCAGGCCAACAGUCCAUAGGAAAUAAAGUUAAUUAUUAUGCUCACUCAGCUGUGCCUCACAAGUAAUACAACAAAUGAUCUAUUACCAGUGUGAUCAUAUAACUAAAUUGUGUAAAUAUAAUUUCAAAAUGGUCUGAGAAGAACAACAUUGGCAGGGUAAUUCAAGCAUAGUCACUAUGCAGUGAUAAUGUAUUGGGCCUAUAGCCUACUGCACAAACCUCAUUGCUACAGUACUGUUUUGAAUUGGUUAAUGUUGCCUAGGCUUAAGUUUUUUAAGUCAUGUAAAAAACAAAUCUGAGUGGUAGGUCUCGGCUUGCAUUUUGAAAAGGUUGGUGACCACUGGUUUAUGUGAACGUCCCAUCAUGGGUUUCUCUGUUAACAAUAUUCCCUCAUCUCCCUUAUUUCCCUUCUUCUCCACCUCUCUCGCUCUCCUCCCUUCCUCAAUCUUUCCUCCCCCUCUCUCCUUCCUCUCUCUCUCUCUACUCCCUCUCUCCAUCUCUCCCUCUCUACCUCUCUCUCUUCCCCAGGACCAAAGGGAGAUUCUGGAAUCCCUGGAUCAUCUGGUCUCCCUGGAGACCCCGGAGAGGUUGGCCCUGUUGGUGAGUCUUCACCCCUCAUCCCCUCUGUACACACACACACACACACAUACACACACACACACACACACACACCCUCCCAAACACCUACACACACGCUCCCAAAAACUCUGACUGCCAUCUCUGGUGUACCCCACUUCUCUUCUCUGACACCUUUCGUUGUCAUCUUUGACCUCAGGCAUCCAAGGUGACCCAGGUUUUGCUCCAGCCCCCAUCGUGGUGAAGGGAGAGCGUGGCUCCCCUGGCCCUUCAGGUCUGCCAGGCGGCCGUGGCCCCGCAGGACCCCCCGGACUGGAGGGACUCUCAGGUCAGUGGACUGUCACAUCCAGUGUCUGUUUGCCACAGGAUAGUUAUAUUCAGUUUAUAUAGUUAAUUACAAUUAGCUUAAUUUUUACCAGAGGAGGCUUGAAGCUGCAGUUAGCUGCAGUUCGUAAUCAUAAGCUAGUUACUAGAGCUAGCGAAGAGAGUUUUCCACUUGGAGGUAUAUGAGGUCACUGAUGAGUCCUCUGGUCUGUUCCAGGUCAGCCCGGUCCGCCAGGAGACCCCGGUCCUGAGGGACCCCCAGGAUUCAGUGGAGCCUCCGGCCGCAAGGGGGACUCAGGACCCGCCGGACAGCCAGGUAAGAUUGUCCAUAGCACACAAAUAAUGUUUCAAAUCUCGUUUCAAAUCUCUCUUACACAGACCUAACCUUCCAUUGUGUAUAUCAGUUAGUAGUCAUAUGUCAUUAGUCAAUAGUCAUUACAAUACAUAGCUCUAGAAGUGUAAAAGAAACUCAAAAAAAGUCAAUUUAGUUAUAGUAUUGUUAAUUGAGUUAAUUGAGUUAAUAAUGUUCCUUGUUUUCUGUGUCAAUGACAGGACAAACAAGAUUGAGUCCUAAGACAAACCUUGGUCAAAUACAUUGAGGUGCCUUUGAUUUAGCCAUGACUUUGCACUUUUGGGACUAUUCCAUUGGGUUCAUUGUACCUGCCAAACUAAAUCAAGUAUUAGAAAAGUACACUAUAUAUGCAAAAGCAUGUGGACACCCCUUCAAAUUAGUGGAUUCAGUUAUUUCAGCCACACCCGUUGCUGACAGGUGUAUAAAAUCGAGCACACAGCCAUGCAAUUUCCAUAGACAAACAUUGACAAUAGAAUGGCUUUACUGAAGAGCUCAGUGACUUUCAACCUGGCACCGACAUAGGAUGCCACCUUUCCAACAAGUCAGUUCAUCAAAUUUCUGCCCUGCUAGAGCUGCCCCGGUCAACUGUAAGUGCUGUUACUGUGAAGUGGAAACAUGUAGGCGCAACAACAGCUCAGCCGUGAAUUGGUAGGUCACACAAGCUCACAGUACGGGACCGGCGAGUGCUGAAGCGCGUAGUGCGUAAAGAUCGGCUGACCUCGGUUGCAACACUCACUAUCGAGUUCCAAACUGCCACUGGAAGCAGCGUCAGCACAAUAACAGUUUGUCGGGAGCUUCAUGAAAUGGGUUUCCAUGGCUGAGCAGCCGACCAUGCGCAAUGCCAAGUGUCGGAUGGGUUUGGCGGUUGCCAGGAGAACGCUACCUGCCCCAAUGCAUAGUGCCAACUGUAAAGUUUGGUGGAGGAGGAAUAAUGGUCUGGGGCUGUUUUUCAUGGUUCGGUCUAGGCCCCUUUGUUCCAGUGAACAUACAAUGACAUUCUAGACGAUUCUGCGCUUCCAACUUUGUGGCAACAGUUUGGGGAAGGCCCUUUCAUGUUUCAGCAUGACAAUGCCACCGUGCGCAAAGCGAGGUCCAUACAGAAAUGGUUUGUCGAGAUCGGUGUGGAAGAACUUGACUGGCCUGCACAGAGCCCUGACCUCAACCCCAUUGAACAUCUUUGGGAUGAAUUGGAAUGACGACUGCGAGCCAGGCCUAAUUGCCCAACAUCAGUGCCGACCUCACUAAUGCUCUUAUGGCUGAAUGGAAGCAAGUCCCCGCAGCAAUGUUCCAACUACUAGUGGAAGAGUAGAGGCUGUUAUUACAGCAAAGGGGGGACCAACUCCAUAUUAACGUCCAUGAUUUUGGAAUGAGAUGUUCGACAAGCAGGUGUCCACAUACUUUUGCUCAUGUAGUGUAUUUCACAUUUUGACCCAGAUCAGAAAUAGUUUGGCCAAAUGUUCCUCCAUGUUGGAACCGUUAUUAAUAUCAACACAGACCGGUAUACAUAUUUGAAUAAUGUAAUUAUUAUUAAUGUUCCCCCUGCUCUGUUCCCUGUUUUCUCAAUCUCACUGUGACAAUAUCAUUAUAGCACAUCUAACUGAUCAUUAUAGCUAGGGAUGUGCAUCUUUCCCUUUCAAGAUGAUUCGAUACGUAUCUAAAUACAUGUCUCUACGAUACAUGAACGAUACGUUUUAGUUUGAAGCGAUUCGAUGCAAUUCGGUUUGAUUAGAGACCGAAUAAAUGCGAAUCUGAGCUGACUUGUGUGUGUGUGUGUGUAGAUGAUGUAUGCCUAUGGUGUAUGUACUAUGUAAGCACCUGAGCUGAGCCAUUAGGGAAACUAGGCAUCUACCACCACACUAUCACUAUCAGACUAGGGGGGGCAAUGUAGCCUAUGUUUUUUGUCCUGUUACUUUGGUUCUGAAAUCACCAUCACCCACUAAUUAACUUGUUUUGAGCUAGUAAUGCAUCAAUAUUUUUACAAAUUAGCUAUGAUAUUGCCAAUGAAUAUAUACCGUGUCUUCAGAAAGUAUUCACACCCUUGACGUUUUGCACAUUUUGUUGUGUUACAGCCUGAAUUUAAAAUGGAUUAAAUUUAGAUUUUGUGUCACUGGCCUACACACAAUAACCCAUAAUGUCAAAGAGGAAGUAUGUUUUUAGAACUAUUUACAAAUUAAUUACAAAUGAAAAGCUGAAAUGUCUUGAGUCAAUAAGUAUUCAUCCCCUUUGUAAUGGCAAGCCUAAAUAAGUUCAGGAGUAAAAAUGUGCUUAACAAGUCAUAUAAUAAGUUGCAUGCUACAUUUUAAUCAGUUUGGGGUUGGGACCGAUAUGGUGAAUCGUUACAUCCCUAAUUAUAGCACAUCUAAAGCCUUCUAAUCUGAUCAUUUUUCUGCAGUCUGAACAGCCAAAAUAUCAAGACUCAGGAUAAGGCCCAGAUGCAGACAGUUCGAAAUAGAAAAAGUUUAUUUACAAAAACAGGGGGCAGGCAAACGACAGGUCAAGGGCAGGCAGAGGUCAGUAAUCCAGAGCAGAGUCCGAAAGGUACAGAAACGGCAGGCAGGCUCAGGGUCAGGACAGGUAGAAUGGUCAAAACUGGGAAGAACUGGAAAACAGGGGCUAGAGCAAAACAGGAGUACGGGAAAACCGCUGUUAGGCUUGACGAGACAAGACGAACUGGCAACAGACAUGGAAUCAGAUAUUUCAAGCCAGAUUUCAAACCACCUUCGUAGAUGGUUUGAAAUCAGAUUCCUGGCCAUGCGACUUGUCUAAACAGUUCAAUCUGAUUUAUUUUCCCUCAAGUGGUUUGUAGACUGUUAUUUGGCAGAUCUUGUUGCUUGCUAGCUACUCUGUUGACAGUUUGACAAGAACAUGUGGUAUAACUAGCUUGUUAAUUGUUUACAAACAAAUGAGGGAAUGUGCUAGCAAGCUAAACAGCUACCUAGCUAGCUAGUUGACUGCUGUUGCUAGCCAAAAAUGACUUGUUUUGAAAGGUGGAUCAUCUUAACCUUUGAGGCUUUACUGUUCUACACUAUGACACUCUCUGAGUGAGAGGGAGCACGAUAACCACCACCAAUCAGCCAACACUACUGCACACACACCCGCCAUUACCAUGACAACUACCAUCGCCAUGCCAGCAAAUGACUAAAGUCUGAGCAUACAGUACCAGUCAAACGUUUGGACACACCAGUCAAACGUUUGGACACACCAAAACUAUAAAAUAACACAUAUGGAAUCAUGUAGUAACCAAAAACGUGUUAAACUAAUCAAAAUAUAUUUUAUAUUUGAGAUUCUUCAAAUAGCCACCCUUUGCCUUGAUGACAGCUUUGCACACUCUUGGCAUUCUCUCAACCAGCUUCACCUGGAAUGCUUUUCCAACAGUCUUGAAGGAGUUCCCAAAUAUGCUGAGCACUUGUUGGCUGCUUUUCCUUCACUCUGCCGUCUGACUCAUCCCAAACCAUCUCAAUUGGGUUGAGGUCGGGGGAUUGUGGAGGCCAGGUCAUCUGAUGCAGCACUCCAUCACUCUCCUUCUUGGUAAAAUAGCCUUUACACAGCCUGGAGGUGUGUUGGGUCAUUGUCCUGUUGAAAAACAAAUGAUAGUCCCACUAAGCCCAAACCAGAAGGGAUGGCGUAUCGCUGCAGAAUGCUGUGGUAGCCAUGCUGGUUAAGUGUGUCUUGAAUUCUAAAUAAAUCACAGACAGUGUCCCCAGCAAAGCACCCUCACACAAUAACACCUCCUCCUCCAUGCUUUACGGUGGGAACUACACAUGCAGAGAUCAUCCGUUCACCCACACUGCGUCUCACAAAGACCUGGCAGUUUGAACCAAAAAUCUCAAAUUUGGACUCCAGACCAAAGGACACAUUUCCACCGGUCUAAUAUCCAUUGCUCAUGUUUCUUGGUCCAAGCAGGUCUCUUCUUAUUAUUGGUGUCCUUUAGUAGUGGUUUCUUUGCAGCAAUUUGACCAUGAAGGCCUGAUUCACACAGUCCCCUCUGAACAGUUGAUGUUGAGAUGUGUCUGUUACUUGAACAAAGCUCAUCACUAAGCUAAGGACCCUGGGACUAAACACCUCCCUCUGCAACUGGAUCCUAGACUUCCUGACGGGCCGUCCCCAGGUGGUAAGGGUAGGCAACAACACAUCUGCCACGCUGAUCCUCAACACGGGGGCCCCUCAGGGGUGCGUGCUUAGUCCCCUCCUGUACUCCCUGUUCACCCACGACUGCGUGGCCAAGCACAACUCCAACACCCUCAUUAAGUUUGCUGACGACAACGGUGGUAGGCCUGAUCACCGAUAGUGUGGUGCCAGGACAACAACCUCUCCCUCAAUGUGAGCAAGACAAAAGAGAUGCUUGUGGACUACAGGAAAAGGAGGGCCGAACAUGCCCCCCAUUCACAUCGAUGGGGCUGUAGUGGAUAGGGUCGAGAUUUUCAAGUUCCUUGGUGUCCACAUCACCAACAAACUAUCAUGGUCCAAACACACCAAGAAAGUUGUGAAGAGGGCACGACAAACACCUUUUCCCCCUCAGGAGACUGAAAAGAUUUGUCAUGGGUCCCCAAAUCCUCAAAAAGGUCUACAGCUGCACCAUCGACAGCAUCUUGACCAAUUGCAUCACUGCCUGGUAUGGCAAGUGCUCGGCAACCGACCGUAAGGCGCUACAGAGGGUAGUGCGUACAGCCCAGUACAUCACUAGGGCCAAGCAUCCUGCCAUCCAGGACCUAUAUACCAGGCGGUGUCAGAGGAAGGCCCAAAAAAUGGUCAAAGACUCCAGUCACCCAAGUCAUAGACUGUUCUCUCUGCUACCGCACGGCAAGCGUUACUGGAACGCCAAGUCUAGGUCCAAAAGGCUCCUUAAAAGCUUCUACCCCCAAGCCAUAAGACUGCUGAAUAAUUAAUCAAAUGGCCACCCGGACUGUUUGUUUUUACACUGCUGCUACUCGCUGUUUAUUAUCUAUGCAUAGUCACUUUACCCCUACCUACAUGUACAAAUUACCUCGACUAACCUGUACCCCUGCACAUUGACUCGGUACCGGUACCCCCUGUAAAUAGCCUUGUUAUUGUAAUUAUAUUGUGUUUCUUUUUCUUUUUACUUUAGUUCAUUUAGUAAAUAUUUUCUUAACUCUAUUUUCUUAAAACUGUAUUGUUGGUUAAGGACUUGUAAGUAAGCAUUUCACGGUAAGGUCUACACCUGUUGUAUUCGGCGCAUGUGACUUAUCAAAUUUGAUUUCAUUGUAGCACAUCUUAUUUAUUAUAGUCUUCAUUAUAGCACAACUUACUGAUUAUACUGAUCAUUAUAGCACAUCUUACUGAUUAUACUGAUCAUUAUAGCACAUCUUACUCUGCCAAGAACUUUACUCUGCCUGAGUUAUGUGGUAUUAUACAAUUCAUUGAGUUGUUAAUGUUCCCCAUGCUUUGUCUCCUAUCCCUUCUUUCCCCUGUUCCCAGGUGAACGUGGAUAUCCCGGUCCCCCUGGUUCAGAUGGCCUGCAGGGCCCCCCAGGUCCAUCUGGAUCUGCCUCUGUGGCCCACGGCUUCCUGAUCACCAGACACAGCCAGGGCGAGGACGUCCCCUUCUGCCCAGACGGCACCAGCCUCAUCUACGACGGCUACUCUCUGCUUUACGUACAGGGCAAUGAGAGGGCACACGGACAGGAUCUGGGUAAGGAUGGAGACUGGAGUUAUAUAUACAAGCUGGUAAACAAAGACACAUGCACACACAUGCGCGGUCGCACGCGCACGCACACACACACACACACACACACACACACACACACACACACACACACACACACAUAGGAAAGAGAGUUCGAAGCUGGAAAAACAAAUUAUGAAACUCUCCUCUCUCCACCUCUCUUCUCAUCCCUCUCCUCUCCCUCCUUCCUCCCUCGCCUCUCCCCAUCUUCUCGCCCCUCCCUUCUCCCCUUCAUCUCUCCUCUCACCUCUCCCCAUCCUCUCCCUUCCUUCCUCUACUGCCUCUCUCUAGGAACUGCUGGUAGUUGCCUGCGUCGGUUCAGCACCAUGCCAUUCAUGUUCUGUAACAUCAACAACGUGUGUAACUUCGCCUCCCGUAACGACUACUCCUAUUGGCUGUCCACACCCACGCCCAUGCCCAUGACUAUGGCCCCCGUCACCGGAGAAGGCAUCAAACCUUACAUCAGCAGGUAGAGAGGGAUGGAGUGAGGGAGGGGGAAGGGAUAGAGGGACGGAGGUAAAGAGGAAAGGAGGGAUGGAGAGGGGGAGGGAUGGAGGGCAUAUAGAGGAGACGAGAUACAAUAGGAGACUGUGGUUUGAUCAUGUCUGAGUGUGUGUAUUUAACCACUCCUCUAUGUGUGUGUGUUUUAGGUGUGCUGUGUGUGUAUUUAACUACUCCUCUGUGUGUGUGUGUGUGUGUUUUAGGUGUGCGGUGUGUGUAUUUAACUACUCCUCUGUGUGUGUGUGUGUGUGUUUUAGGUGUGCGGUGUGUGAGGCCCCUGCCAUGGUGAUCGCUGUACACAGUCAGACCAUUCAGAUCCCCACCUGCCCCAACUACUGGGAACCACUGUGGAUUGGAUACUCCUUCAUGAUGGUACAGACACACACACACACACACACACAGCACACCUAAAACACACACACACACACACACAGAGGAAUCAAGUUUUACAUUUUAAGUGCGUUUAAGCCGCCAUAUGAACACACACAUUUACCUUUCUCCACCAAUCCCUCCCACUCCCCUCCUCCCUCUCUCCUUUUAUAACAGCACACUAGUGCUGGUGCUGAGGGUUCGGGUCAGGCUCUGGCCUCUCCCGGCUCCUGUCUAGAGGAAUUCCGGAGCGCUCCCUUCAUCGAGUGCCACGGACGGGGAACCUGCAACUACUACGGCAACUCCUACAGCUUCUGGCUGGCCACCGUCGACCAAUCAGAAAUGUUCAGGUACGAGAGAAUGUCAGAGAUUAUGAUAGGUUUUUUCCCCCCAGUAACUGGUUUAUUGAAUGAUUGAUUGGUUGAUUGAUUGAUCCUGAGUAAUGAGAAAUUACACUGAAAGCAUUAGAUAAUGUAGUUAUUUGCUUGAAAUGGGUCAUUUUCAUAUAAAAUGUAAAGAUCUGAGUGGCCAUACAGUGAUAACAACCCCUGACCUCUAACUCCUGACCUCUAACAGGAAGCCACAGUCGGAGACGCUGAAGGCAGGUAACCUGCGGACGCGCGUCAGCCGCUGUGUGGUCUGUAUGAAGAGGACG
This is a messenger RNA of Coregonus sp. 'balchen', 47508 nucleotides long. Lineage: Eukaryota; Metazoa; Chordata; Actinopteri; Salmoniformes; Salmonidae. The record is from the annotation of a GenBank genome assembly.